Coregonus sp. 'balchen' is the source of this 48309-nucleotide messenger RNA. The record is from the annotation of a GenBank genome assembly. NCBI's taxonomy places the organism in Eukaryota, Metazoa, Chordata, Actinopteri, Salmoniformes, Salmonidae.
AUGCAGCGCUCACACACCUUCCUCCUCUUCCUCUUCCUCAUCUUCAUCGUUGGGAUGGCGCUGGCCGGCUCGUCCACGGCUCUGAGAAGCAGAGGUAGGUGACAUCUGCAUCUUGAUCAUUGCCAUGUAGAACACUUACAGUCAACUCCUAAGAAAUGCAAUGCUAAUGGAAUUGCUUGGCUUGCAUAAACUGGAGCAUGCAGAUACAAAACAAUGAAAAAGACUGAACUUGAAUUUGAACUGAUGAACUCCAAUGCAGAGCUUGCAGUUAUCCAAUAUGCACUUAUCAGGAAUCGACUGUACAUCAAAUAACAUUAAUAUGUUGUUAUGGGAGUUCUGUCAUGCAAAUCAUAGGCUAUUGAGUUUUGCAAAGAAAGUUAGCCUCAGAUUAUAUAAAUAAAAUGUGAACGUAAUGAAAUGCAUGUGGACAUGCAGUUGAAUUAAAUGUAGACACCCAUGCACAUUAUAUGAUUGCAAUACAUUUUAUGAUGCUGACUGCUCAGAUUCAUGAAGAAUUGUUGGACCAAACUAUACAGUAUUGGUGGCUGGUAUUUUAUCAUAAUCAGAAACAGUUAAUUAACAAUAGACAGCAUGUCCAGUGUUAUGAAACAUUUGGGCCAUUACAUGAUCCAAACCAACGUGCCGAUUUUGUUUUCAUGGUAUAGGACUCUGCAUACUGUGCAGUAUGAUGAAUGGUACGCAAUUGUUAUUAUAUGUUGGAUGGUAUGUCCUGCAGAUGUUGCCGUGACAACCACAGGUGGUCAUUGCCACACAUUGCCACACAUUGCCUGGAAGGCCAGUGAUUCUGUGAAUGUGUGCCUAGAAGCAUGCACCAUCAUAAGGUUUGCCCUAUUGUGGUACACAGUAAGAUACACUACACUCCGCACCUACUGUAGGUCUACUGUACAUCAUGUUGAACAUUGAUGGACUGUCUUUAGUUGACCUGGAGAAAGGUGUUCUAAUUCUGUUGCUAUUCACAACAGUCCAUGUCCAAAAUUGGGCUUGUGCUGUUUUUAUGAGCCACGUAAAUUUGUCCUAUUUAUAUGAAACAAGGUUGGCAGACGAAGGUGAGAGAGGUUAACUGCUGCCAGAGAUCUGUAUAUAAUGAUGAGAUGCUCAUGUCUCCGCCCUAACAAUGGUAGUCGUUGUCCUAAAGGCAGAAAGGCAGCCGAUAAGCUUAGGUCUGCAUAUUAAGCCCAUAGAAAUACAUUGGGCUUAUUUUGGACAGAUUUUGGUGAGAGUGGAACCUCUCUCUUUGCCUCUUCCUCUCUGCUGCUACUAAUAGUGUUCAGUCUGCAGGGUUGUUGGUAGUUUGGCCCUUGUUAGAAUGUGCCAUGUGCUUGUCCAGAAGUGUGCCAUGUGCUUUUAUUGCAGUUUAAUUACUUUAAAUUCAAGUGAAAUAGAUAAUAAACAAAAGUGAAAUAAAAAAUACAAAAUGAACAGUAAACAUUACACUCACAAAAGUUCCAAAGGAAUAGAGACAUUUCAAAUGUCAUAUUAUGGCUACACAGUGUUGUAAAGAUGUGCAAAUAGUUAAAGUACAAAAGGGAAAAUAAAUAAACAUAAAUAUGGGUUGUAUUUACAAUGGUGUUUGUUCUUCACUGGUUGCCCUUUUCUUGUGGCAACAGGUCACAAAUAUUGCUGCUGUGAUGGCACACUAUGGUAUUUUACCCAAUAGAUAUGGGAGUUGAGCAAAAUUGGAUUUGUUUUCGAAUUCUUUGUGGUCUCUUUCUAUAUCUGUCUCUCCCUCCUCUCACUUUUGUUUGUCUGUCUUUCUGUCUUUCUGUCUUUCUGUCUUUCUGUCUUUCUUUCUGUCUGUCUGUCUGUCUGUCUGUCUGUCUGUCUGUCUGUCUGUCUGUCUGUCUGUCUGUCUGUCUGUCUGUCUGUCUGUCUGUCUGUCUGUCUGUCUGUCUGUCUGUCUGUCUGUCUGUCUGUCUGUCUGUCUGUCUGUCUGUCUGUCUCUCUCUCUCUCUCUCUCUCUCUCCUCAGCAGUUAGUUCUUUUUAAACAUGUUGUAAAUGAGGCCAUAAAAUGGAAUCUGUUUAAUAUGGGAAUCAGCCCUGUUUUGAGGGUUCACUUUGAUUUUCACGACAGUCACGGAAAACUCUGGAUUUUUCACAAGUGUCUGCCAUGCUGUCUCAUUGACCCACACCCGCUGUGGGGCAUACACACGCGCCACACACAUGCAUGUGCAUGCGCACGUGCACGUGCCCCACACCCGCUGUGGCACAUACACACGCGCCACACACAUACAUGCGCAUGCGCACGUGCACGUGCACGUGCACACACACACACACACACACACACACACACACACACACACACACACACACACACACACACACACUAUAUAUAUACACACAGUGUGUUUUAGUUUAAUUCUGGCUCCCGUUCCCAUGUCUCCACAGUGCCGCCACACUGUUUUCUGUGAAUUAAAGUUGGGCACUUCGAAAACGUUGAUGCUAAUAAAGCUGAUUUGAAGUGAAUGGGACUCCAGAGUGGAGUUGGUAAGAAGGGCAAGCACUGUGGAAAAACUGUGACAUUGGCUUACAGACAGUUCCACAGUGUGUUUUUAGCUGAAGUUGGCCUACAGACAAUAACAUUGAGAUUGGAUGAACGAGUGUAACGUGAGUUUGUUUUGGAGGUCUGUCAGAGGUGGGUGUGGCUCUUCAUUUUGGCAUGUGUUCCCUGUCCCUAGUUGGAAUAUGUUAUGUCAAGUUAUCUCUGGCUGAAGUGACCUCAAAUACAGACUCCGGAUCAGUUUGUUGGUGUGCUUUAUAUUUCUUUGUGCAUGUUAGGUGUAUGUGCUCUAACAGCCUGAGAGAUGGAGGGAUGAUUAGAGAGCAAUGGAGGGCCGGAGAGAUGAAGGGAGGGAGAGUUGGUAAAAGGGAGAAAUUGAGUUUUGCCUAUAAAGAAAAGAAAACAGCUGUAGUUGAGCCAUGUGUGGGAGAUAUAGUAUGAGAUCAGGGGGACCAGUGCAGGGAAUAGCGUGGGAGCCUUAGCCCAGGCACGGCUCUCUCCAGCUGGGCUGUGAGGUAAAUCUCCCCCUGAGAACCCGGAGCAUGGCUGAGCUGGCCCAUGGCCGAGGGUGUGUUGUAGUGGUGUAGAGCCCCCUAUAGCGUAUCAAACACCCCUCUCCCCCGUCCUGCAUUGGAAUUCUGUGAUAGGUGAGGUUUACUUGUCAUUUCUUACCACCUUCAAGCUGUUUCAGUUUUUCUCAAAGUUUGCUCUUUUUGUUUGAAGGCAGAACCAUUCCAAACCCUGUUUCUUUUGCUAUUCUAGUUGGCAUGGACAAGAGAGAUUUUUUACACUUCAUUGACUUAAAUGAAGCCGAAUCUGUUACCAAGAGUCGUAAAACAUGUCUUUGCUGGGCGUGGGAAGCCAAGUCCCCUUGCACCUUUCCAUCUUCUCAUUCCCAGGAUGGAAACCCAAUAUCCAAACACCCGCGGAGCUGCUUAAACUAAACUAGAGCCACAAAGCCCCACGCACACAAAACCUGUGUACAUAAAAAUGUGUGUUUUAUGUACUGUAUGUGCAUACAGUGGGAUAAUAUUAGUCAAUGUCCUUUCAAACAGAGGAGGGAAUAGAGGAAUGAUAGAAGGACACGAGAGAGGAGAAAUUGAAAGACGGAGUGCAGAAAACAAGCUGCUAAGAGGACCUAGUUUGGGUGUGCAAGAGAGCAAGAUCUAAAUCAACAAUGUGACAAUGCUGAUUCCAAAGCUACACACACACACAUGCAGACACGCGUGCACACACACACACACACACACACACACACACACACACACACACACACAAACAAUGUGCAUUUGCAUAGCUGCGAGAGCACUGAGCUCACCCACGGACAGGCCUAAUGACCUACUCCUUCUCCCAGAGGACCAUCCAUCACCAGUGAUGAGCAAAGAUGGCCGUCGUGAAGCCCAGUCGCCUCCAGUCAAUUUUUCCACUCAGUGUGUCCUGUCCAAGGGAGGUUCUCCAAUCCAGCCCUAGAGGAAUAAUGGGAUCAGAGUGGAAGUAAUUCGGAAGUGUUUAUUGUAUUUGUUAAGUGUGUUGGCUGUGUUUACAUAGUUUGGCUGAUCCUUUGGUCAAUUUUUUGUGGUGAUUCACAUGUAUGAGUUUUAGCUUGCGUGUCUUGAGCAAGGCAGGAUUUCAGUUUAGGAUUGUUUAAGUUUAAAGGGCCAAUCUGCAGUUGCUACAUCCAUUUUCCACUUUGACCUUAAAUUAAUGAUAGAUACCCAUUGAUUCUUUAAGAAUCUAAUUUAUAAAUGCCUCAUGAGCUUUAGUUACACAGUCACACCCCAUCAGAACUUGUUAUACUCCAACGUUUGUAAACAAAAUAAAUGUAAACAAACACUGUAUAGCCUCAAAACAUACUUAAACUAUACAUUUGAUAUCAUGGAUGGUCAGUCCUUGCAUCCAUAGCUCUGUCAAUGAAUUUGAAUGCUUACAUUUCUCCAGCCCCAUCCCUUAGCUUUUUACCGAAACAUUGGCGGGGAAACGCUUUGUUAUUACAGUUUUUUCCAACUGCUUACACACAAUAUCUUUUCAUCUCACACGAUUUUUGAAACCUCUCACUCAAAGUGCAAAACUACACACCAAAUCUCCAAAACCAUAAGCUAUUUCUCAGCCUUUGACUCAGUUGUCAAUUGCAUAAAACACUUUUUUCAAAACCCUACACACAAUUCUCUACCUAAAACACAAAAAUCUAACUUGGUUUCCUUUUCCAAAAACAACCAAUCAAAAUGCUACACUUAUUCACCAGGUCACACACACACUCCUCUCAUGUGCAAACACUAAUUGCUUAACUGAUCACUAACCAAUCACUGCUUUACUGUAGUAUAGGCCUAUAAAUAGGUCAAAGGUCAGAUUACCUGUUUUGAACAAUGGAUGCCAACAAUGGACAGAGAGCAAGAGGAGUAGGAGGGAGAGGCAGAGGACAACAACAAGGACAAAUUCAAAGACGAAGAGUUGGAAGAGGAGGAAGAGGAAGAGGAAGAGGAAGAGGAAGAAGCCAUCCAUUUACUGCACUGCAUUGAAUGAAUGAGGUUGGUUAUCAUGCUGUACUACAUUUUUUUUGUACAUUGUUUACAGUUCCCAUACUGAACACAUACUGUGUUUGAAUUCUGUACAGAGUGGAAAGGCAAAGACAUCAUGGAGGACGAGGAAGCUUGUUUACAGAUGUACAAGAGACUGCAAUUAUAAAUAUGGUUUUGGCCAACAAUGCAAUUAGGAUUCGAGAGAUAAGAGAGCAUAUCUUGAAUAAUGACACCAUAUUUAACAACAUCAAUGCUGUAAGCCUGUCGACCAUACAACGCAUCCUCCAACAGCACCAAGUGACGAUGAAACAACUUUACAAGGUGCCAUUUGAGAGAAACUCUGACAGAGUCAAGAAUCUGCGACAUGACUUUGUAGAGGUAUGUAUGCAACACUACUUCCAGUACUUCAGACAUACCAUAUUUACUAAUCUGUAUAUCAUUUUGUCUGUUACAGAGAGUAUUGGAGAUGGAUGCCCAUGUAAUUCGCCAUGAAUUUAUUUAUGUGGAUGAGGUUGGCUUCAACCUCACCAAAACCAGGCGCCGCGGAAGAAAUGUAAUAGGACAGAGGCCAAUUACCAAUGUCCCUGGACAGCGUGGGGGUAAUAUAACUACGUGUGCUGCCAUCACUCAAAACGGGGUCCUCCAUCACCUCCACACUGUACAACACCGGCCAUAUGCUCACUUUUCUGGAUGCAAUUGACACAAUGCUUGUCCCUGAUCCAGAUCAGGAGCCUGCUAGAUUUGUGGUUAUAUGGGACAAUGUUAGUUUUCACCGGGCUGUUCUGGUCCAAAACUGGUUUGCCACCCAUCCACAAUUUGUAGUUUUGUACCUACCCCCAUAUUCACCUUUUCUAAAUCCCAUAGAGGAAUUCUUCUCAGCCUGGCGCUGGAAAGUGUAUGAUCGCCAAACCUAUGCCCGCAUGCCGCUUCUCCAGGCAAUGGAGGACGCAUGUGGGGACAUAAAGGUUGCCUCUGUCCAAGGUUGGAUACGCCAUGCUAGGAGAUACUUCCCUUGAUGUUUGGCAAGAGAAAAUGUAUCUUGUGAUGUGGACGAAGUAUUGUGACCAGACCCAGCCCGGAGAAGAGAUGAAGCGUAGCUUAGCACUGGUGACUGCCCCCCCCCCCUCCCUACCAAUUCCUGGACUGCACCCCCCGGGACCCCACACACACAAUUGUGUUCUUUACUGUAUUCUAAAUACAGUUUUUUCCAACUGCUUACACACGUUUUCAAAACUAUGUCGCCUUUUUUCAAAACUCUUCACACAAUUCCCAAAACUGCACACACAAAAUGCAAAAUGCCUCACAUCUCCUUCAAAAUGUAACACUGCAUUCAAAAUGCCAUAAACACAUGUCAGAAUGAAGCAUUUGCAUCAAAUGGCAAACACUACUUUCAUAAUAAUACAUUUUUGGAUAUACCAUGUAAACACUGUUGUUCUAAAUCUAAAGCUCUUUGGUCUUUCAUAGGCUUAUAUCUACAUUUCAAUACAAUGUUCUACAGUGAAAGUAAUCUGCUGAGAGGGGUAACAAGUACACUGUAAACACCAAUGCAAUGUAGAAACAGAAAAUAUUUAUUAGGCCAAACAUUACUGUUGUAUAUAGCAGCAUACAACAAAACCAUAAACAUAUGUAAACCAAAAGUAUAUUCUUUAGAAUACAGUAAAGAACACAAUUGUGUGUGGGGGGUCCCGGGGGGGCAGUCCAGGAAAUGGUAGGGGGGGGGGGGGGGGGGGCAGUCACCAGUGCUAAGCUACGCUUCAUCUCUUCUCCGGGCUGGAUCUGGCCACAAUACUUCGUCCACAUCACAAGAUAAGUUUUCUCUUGCCAAACAUCGAGGGGAGUACUAUAUCUCCUAGCAUGGCGUUUCCAACCUUGGACAGAGGCUUUCCUCUAUGUCCCCACAUGCGUCCUCCAUUGCCUGGAGAAGCGGCAUGCGGGCAUAGGGUUGGCGAUCAUACACUUUCCAGCGCCAGGCUGAGAAUAAUUGCUCUAUGGGAUUUAGAAAAGGUGAAUAUGGGGGUAGGUACAAAACUACAAAUUGUGGAUGGGUGGCAAACCAGUUUUGGACCAGAACAGCCCGGUGAAAACUAACAUUGUCCCAUAUAACCACAAAUCUAGCAGGCUCUUGAUCUGGAUCAGGGACAAGCAUUGUGUAAAUUGCAUCCAGAAAAGUGAGCAUAUGGCCGGUGUUGUACGGACCCAGUGUGGCAUUGUGAUGGAGGACCCCGUUUUGAGUGAUGGCAGCACACAUAGUUAUAUUACCCCCACGCUGUCCAGGGACAUUGGUAAUUGCCCUCUGUCCUAUUACAUUUCUUCCGCGGCGCCUGGUUUUGGUGAGGUUGAAGCCAACCUCAUCCACAUAAAUACAUUUACAUGGGCAUCCAUCUCCAAUACUCUCUGUAACAGACAAAAGGAUAUACAGAUGAGUAAAUAUGGUAUGUCUGAAGUACUGGAAGUAGUGUUGCAUACAUACCUCUACAAAGUCAUGUCGCAGAUUCUUGACUCUGUCAGAGUUUCUCUCCAAUGGCACCUUGUAAAGUUGUUUCAUCGUCACUUGGUGCCAUUGGAGGAUGCGUUGUAUGGUCGACAGGCUUACAGCAUUGAUGUUGUUAAAUAUGGUGUCAUUAUUCAAGAUAUGUUCUCUUAUCUCUCAAAUCCUAAUUGCAUUGUUGGCCAAAACCAUAUUUAUAAUUGCAGUCUCUUGUACAUCUGUAAACAAGCGUCCUCGUCCUCCAUGAUGUCUUUGCCUUUCCACUCUGUACAAAAUUCAAACACAGUAUGUGUUCAGCAUAGGAACUGUAAACAAUGUACACAAAAAUGUAGUACAGCAUGAUAACCAACCUCAUUCAUUCAAUGCAGUGCAGUAAAUGGAUGGCUUAGAGUUACAAAUGUUUAUGCAUCACUAUGCAGUCAUACGUAUUUUACAGUACAUUACUGUAAUGUUAAAAUAGUCAUUAGAUAGUUGCAUACCUGUUCUCAUUUCUGAAGGUUCGAAUUAUGGACGCCACUGUAAAUCGACUCAAGUUGGGCAGGACUCUCAGUCCAGCCUCUCUCAUGGUCAAACCGUGGUUGAUCACAUGAUCAACAAGUGUUGCCCUAAUCUCAUCAGAGAUGACUCUCCUUCCUUCUCUUCUUUGCCCUCGUCCUCGUCCUCUUCUUCAUCUUCAUCUUCCUCUUCCUCUUCCUCUUCCUCCUACUCCUCCUCCUCCUCUUCCAACUAUUCGUCUUUGAAUUUGUCCUCGUUGUUGUCCCCUGCCUCUCCCUCCUACUCCUCUUGCUCUCUGUCCAUUGUUGGCAUCCAUUGAUCAAAACAGUCCUAUACUACAGUAAAGCAGUGAUUGGUUAGUGAUCAGUUAAGCAAUUAGUGUUUGCACAUGUGAGGAGUGUGUGUGUGUCCUGGUGAAUAAGUGUAGCAUUUUGAUUGAUUGUGUUUGGAAAAGGAAAGCAAGUCACUUCCUGUUAGAUUUUUGUGUUUUAGGUAGAGAAUUGUGUGUAGUGUUUUGAAAAAAGUGUUUUAUGCAAUUGACAACUGAGUCAAAGGCUGAGAAAUAGCUUAUGGUUUUGGAGAUUUGGUGUGUAGUUUUGCACUUUGAGUGAGAGGUUUCAAAAAUCGUGUGACAUGAAAAGAUUUUGUGUGUAAGCAGUUGGAAAAAACUGUAUUAUACUUUUGGUUUACAUAUGUUUAUGGUUUUGUUGUAUGCUACUGUAUACAACAGUAAUGUUUGGCCUAAUAAAUAUUUUCUGUUUCUACAUUGCAUUGGUGUUUACAGUGUACUUGUUACCCCUCUCAGCAGAUUACUUUCACUGUAGAACAUUGUAUUGAAAUGUAGAUAUAAGCCUAUGAAAGACCAAAGAGCUUUAUAUUUAGAACAACAGUGUUUACAUGGUAUAUCCAAAAAUUUACUAUUAUGAAAUAAGUGUUUGCCAUUUGAUGCAAAUGCUUCAUUCUGACAUGUGUUUAUGGCAUUUUGAAUGCAGUGUUACAUUUUGAAGGAGAUGUGUGGCAUUUUGCAUAUGUCUCCUUUUUUUUUGAAAAAAGGAGACGUAGUUUUGAAAACGUGUGUAAGCAGUUGGAAAAAACUGUAAUUCAACUGCUGACUGCCCCUUUAAGUUACAGCUAGGUGCUUUUUUCUGAUAUUUUCAUGAAGUGUUAUAGCAGAGAAAGCUGCUGUAGAAGACCUUAUGACAUGGUGAUAGGCAGAGCUCUCCUCAAUAAAAACAAAACAUCUCACUGAUCCUCCCUCUUAGUAACCACUCAGACAAACCCUGCAGCUAUUUAUGAAAUGUGCAUUGGUUAUCACCUUCUAAUAACAUUCAGAUGACAUUUAUGAAAGGCCUUAUGAUUUAUUUAUCUAUUACAUAAUAAAACAAUGAGCAUUGCUCCUGAGACCUGGAACAGAGUGUGUCCUAGAGAACAUGAAGCAUACUGCACACACUGUGUCCUUUUCACAACAUGUGCAUAACAUCUUCUCUGAAGAAGAGCCAAUUAGCUAUCUCAAUUGUUUUAUGUAAACAUUUUACAUUGAGUUGCUCUCAUACUUGUUUAGUAAUGAUGUAAUCACUAUGGUAGCACAAUUGUUUAGUAAUAUGUUGUUACCAUAGGUGCAAACGCUUAGUAAUUCUGUCCCUUGGUUGUCAAAGGUAUCCCCUUUCUUUGUGGUUCAUCAGUACAAGGUCAUAGAGUCAAUUGCUACAUGUCCUUUUGCUGAAGUAUUUAUUCUUUACAAAUAACAGGCUAACUAGAGGUCUGCUGGCCUCUGCCCUCAGUAUAGCCCUAGGUGUGUGUGUGUGUGUGUGUGUGUGUGUGUGUGUGUGUGUGUGUGUGUGUGUGUGUGCAAUGCCGGAGGUGAUGACCACACUGCAUUCUGAGCUCCUGCCAGUUGACAUUUGACCUCCAUUGUGGUUAUGAAUAUUAAUUUGGUCCUCAAGCUCUAGGUCAGUUGUAACCGUGACAAAGCUUUGGUCAGUUUGAACAUUCUGUUAUGUUGGAGAUUUCAUCUGUCAUUCUUAAUCCUCUCUGCCUCAUAUCCAAGACGAUAACAAAAUCCUCUUCUUCCCUUAGCUAUCUGUGUUAUGGUUGGCUAAUAUUCCAAUCUCGUCUUAUCGAUUCUGGUGGCUUGGUUGUGAACAGUUUCCCUUUGAUGUAGAUUGAUGAUUGGGGUUAUGAUUCUGUCUAUUUAUAAACAUCCAGUCAUUUUAGACUGGAAAUACAGAUAAGUCCCUGUUGUAGAACGGCCAAACUGUUGGGGUUUGGACCAGGCUGUUAGGUGACUGAGUCAAUGUUUGCUUGUUUUGGAGUUGGAGAAACGCAGCCAGAAGUUUCCUAAUGUUUCAUACACUGGAAACCCCUCUCAUUGGAGCCAGAGCUAGAGCCAACCCCUCAUUGUUAGAUCAGAAAUAUAGAGGGAGAAACAAAACAAAUGCAGUCUUGAUAGGAAACACACAGUUGGCAAAGGCUGAGGCUAUUCAUCAAAGCAUGGUUUCCCCUCAUUUCUCCCCAAACUCUUUGUCUCUGGUGGCUGCUGACAGUACGUGCACGUUUUUCUUCAAAAGCACAUUCAACAAUUUACAUUUGAUUCUUUAGUUUGCCUUUAGAUAUCUCACUGCAGUUCGCUGAAUGCACAUACUAUACAGUGAAGUAAAAUGUUUGAUCAUUAUGCUCUCAGACCACUUACUGUAUAUGUGCCACUGUUUCAUAUACCUUUACUUUACUUCUAUCUUUUUUUGUGUUUAUCUUCACGCGUUAACGAGGCAGACACUUUGCAUCCUUCCCUAAACUCUCAUACCAAACACAGUCCUGGCCAAAGGUCUCUCACCCAGUUAACACUCCUGUUUACACUACCAGUAAACACCAGUGAAACCAGUCUUCUGCCCCUGCACUGCACCUCUUUCUGUUGUCCAGUUUGGGUCUUUGUCUCUCUAUGGUUUCUGCCCCUGUGUAACCUCUUUCUCUGAGCUCCUUGGGUUCCACAUGUGGUCUUGGGGGCUCAAGCUCUGUUGAUUUUGGCAGGAAAUGUCAACAUAUUUGGCAGCAGAUUGUCUGUGUUUGUAUGUUCGUGUGUGUGUGUGUGUGUGUGUGCAGUUGAUUACUGAGAUGUAUCAUUGAACACAUUGUGUUUUGGCGGUAUCAUAAACACAAGCCCUCUGUUUGUUAAUUAGCUUCUUGUUUCCAUUGGAUAUGUUCACAAAGCCAGUCUUAUAACUAUGAUUGGUCCAAUUCAAAGCAGCCUCUGUCUGUGUAUGUAGAGUAAGAGGAAAGGCAUACAUCGUGCCCAAUGUGUGUCUGUGUGCCCACCAUGCUGACCUUACUGAAUGCUCUCCUCUCCCCCAGUGAGACGUCAGAACAUGAAGGUGAGGAUCAAUGCUACAGGGGACACCAUCGUGAUGAAGUUUGUCCGUCCCAACACUGACACCAAGCUGGAGGGCUACAUCCUGGGCUACGGAAGCAGCAUGUUCUCUAAACAGUUCAUCCAACUCCCAGAGGAUGGACUGCCCUACGAGACUGAGAUCGGUGAGGCGUUUGUGUGUGUGUGUUUUGUGUGUUAUGUAUGAUUGCAUGAUCAUUCCCCAGGGCAUUGACACCAUAAUCAAACUGUGAAUGAUGCCAUGCAGGUUUUCCAAAGGAAUACAAAGAUUUGAGCCUUUGAGGCUUUACAGACUAGAAACUAUAGAGUGCUCUCGCACACAUUUUAGUCAUGGUUUGAUUAUAUGCAUCACCGACAGAGAACACAUCUGUGCAGACUCACUUUGACUCCUUCAACACGCACACACACCAACACACCAGUGGAGGCUGCUGAGGAGAUGGCGGCUCAUAAUAAUGGCUGGAACAGAGCAAAUGGAAUGGCAUCAAACACAUGGGAACCAUGUAUUUGAUACCAUUCUACCUAUUUCGCUCCAGCCAUUACCACGAGCCCGUUCUCCCCAAUUAAGGUGCCACCAACCUCCUGAGCUACACACAUGUAGAUGCACACACACACCUCACUCUCAGUGUGAUGUCAAAGACAGCCUGCCCUUUCUGGAAUGUUCGGUCAGGUCACAUAUGAGAACGUCCAAACUCAAUCCCAUUGAGGGCCUCCUGAAACACAAUAACAUUCAGAGACAUUAAUUAACAACCUAUCUUCUGUUAUCAAGGCUAAACCCUGACUCUCUAUUCCAGAUGCCGAGCCCAAGUACCUGAUCGCUGUCCAGCCCAUCCCAGUCAAUGAUGUGAAGAAACAGUGCACAGGUACUGCACAUGCACCAACUCCAAGUGUUACCAGUAAUAAUGUGAUAAAUUACAUUGACUCUUUUCUUAUUUAUGCCCAUUCCUUUGAAUCUGACGAGGUUGACCUUCGAACUGACCCCUGUGACUCCACAGGCAAGGUGAACCUGGAGAAGCCCCUGCACCUGGUGAUUGGAUCUGUGACCCCCACCUCGGUGCUGCUGUCCUGGGGGACCUUCCUCAAGACGCCCUACGAGGGGAACAUCAUGAACGAUUGCCUGGAGGACGGGUGAGUUAGCACACAAACGCACUACACACGUGCACGCUCAGCAGAGUGAGCCAGUACAAGUACACAGCCCACGUCCCAACCUGCCUACAGAGGUUCCAGUGCUUGUUCGUCAUGCUGCUGUCUGUCCACAGACAUACAGGGCAAUAAGGGUGCACAGAUGUGCCAAAAAGCACACAGUGAGUCACACCACAGUAAGAAGAUUAUUUUCACAGCUUGAAGAAUAACAAAGCUGUUUUUCACUCAAACUCACCCUCAUAUCAUCUACAACAGACACCUUUAAACAUAUGGUAGAACUGCAACACAUCGUCUGCCAGUCUUUCUGGUUACUGAGUGGAGGUGGAAGGCAGUGGGCAAGGGCACAUGCGUUCAGUAGUGGUGGAGUGAUCCUCAUCCUACACAUCAACUCAUUGACACACUCUUCUCUACUUCUCUAAACUUCCAAAGUUCUCUCCCAGUGGAGAGAGCUUUGGAAAAGCCAUUGGAAAGCUUGACCUCACCCUGCUCUUCUCCCAGGCCCUACUGGCUUUUUAAACUCUCUAAUGUCAGUUACGGCUGUCACUGCCCUGUGCCCCUGGGCUGCACAACACUUCUCAACCAGGAUACUAGAACUUACAGCUUUGCUUUCAUGGCAUUCACUGACACAAAAUGGUGGACAGACUGUCACAGUUUCAUAACAAGCCAUUGUUUUAACUUACAAAUCAGUCCUAGAAAACGGUGCCAUCAUAAUGCUUUAAUAUCCAUGUUAGUUAACACAGUCACUACAGCAUACACAAUGUUAUAAUACUACUGAUGAAAAUGUGUGAUAAUGAACAAUGUUGUGUUCUAUCUGUGUUGACCCAGGAACUACACGGUGCGCUACCGUGAGAGGAACAGGAAGUGGACCUACCAGACGUGCCCUGCCAGCGACACGGUCAUUGACAACCUACAGCCUAACAUGGCCUAUGAGUUUGGUGUCCGCCCCAACAAUAAGGAACGCAGCGGAGUGUGGAGCAAGCCAGUGAUCCACAACACCAACAUGAGCGGUACGUCACCUAAACCCUUCCCCUCUUUCCUUCCAUCGCUCAAAUCAUUCCCCCUUUAAAUGGCCAAAAUUGAUGCAGCGUUGACUCUGUCAGUAUCUAACAGAUCACAUUUUAUAUAUACUGUAUAUUCCUUAUGGUCCAAUACUAGUAAUAUAUAUUCUAUUAGUUCCAGUUGUUCAUUAGUUUUGUGUUGUGGUUGUGUUUUGCAGAGAAGGCCAUGCAGAAACCCUACAAAACAAGGACCCCUCUGAAGCCUGUGGUAAGUACUGCACUCAUUACUCUUUUACUGUGAUCUAGUGAUUAUGUAGUGUGCUCUAGUAUGUGUGCUCUAGUAUGUCAUUUUUUUUUUUUUUUUAUUAUUUAUUGAUUUUUUUUAAAUAAAAAUGACUCUAGUAUGUACAGUGCCUUGCAAAAGUAUUCAUCCCCCUUGGCGUUUUACCUAUUUUGUUACAUUACAACCUAUAAUUUAAAUUGAUUUUUAUUUGGAUUUCAUGUAAUGGACAUACACAAAAUAGUCCAAAUUGGUGAAGUGAAAUGAAAAAAUUACUUAAUUUUUUUUUUUUAAACAAUAAAUAACGGAAAAGUGGUGCGUGCAUAUGUAUUCACCCCCUUUGCUAUGAAGCCCCUAAAUAAGAUAUGGUGCAACCAAUUACCUUCAGAAGUCACAUACAGUGAGGGAAAAAAGUAUUUGAUCCCCUGCUGAUUUUGUACGUUUGCCCACUGUUAGAUUAAUUUGUAUUUUAAGAAUAAUGACUAAAGGACUUAACACCCACUGACAAAGACAUGAUCAGUCUAUAAUUUUAAUGGUAGGUUUAUUUGAACAGUGAGAGACAGAAUAACAACAAAAAAAUCCAGAAAAACGUAUGUCAAAAAUGUUAUGAAUUGAUUUGCAUUUUAAUGAGGGAAAUAAGUAUUUGACCCCUCUGCAAAACAUGACUUAGUACUUGGUGGCAAAACCCUUGUUGGCAAUCACAGAGGUCAGACGUUUCUUGUAGUUGGCCACCAGGUUUGCACACAUCUCAGGAGGGAUUUUGUUCCACUGCUCUUUGCAGAUCUUCUCCAAGUCAUUAAGGUUUCGAGGCUGACGUUUGGCAACUCGAACCUUCAGCUCCCUCCACAGAUUUUCUAUGGGAUUAAGGUCUGGAGACUGGCUAGGCCAAUCCAGGACCUUAAUGUGCUUCUUCUUGAGCCACUCCUUUGUUGCCUUGGCUGUGUGUUUUGGGUCAUUGUCAUGCUGGAAUACCCAUCCACGACCCAUUUUCAAUGCCCUGGCUGAGGGAAGGAGGUUCUCACCCAAGAUUGACAGGUCUUUUGUGUUUCUUCCAUUUGCGAAUAAUCGCACCAACUGUUGUCACCUUCUCACCAAGCUGCUUGGCGAUGGUCUUGUAGCCCAUUCCAGCCUUGUGUAGGUCUACAAUCUUGUCCCUGACAUCCUUGGAGAGGUCUUUGGUCUUGGCCAUGGUGGAGAGUUUGGAAUCUGAUUGAUUGACUGCUUCUGUGGACAGGUGUCUUUUAUACAGGUAACAAGCUGAGAUUAGGAGCACUCCCUUUAAGAGUGUGCUCCUAAUCUCAGCUCGUUACCUGUAUAAAAGACACCUGGGAGCCAGAAAUCUUUCUGAUUGAGAGGGGGUCAAAUACUUAUUUCCCUCAUUAAAAUGCAAAUCAAUUUAUAACAUUUUUGACAUGCGUUUUUCUGGAUUUUUUUGUUGUUAUUCUGUCUCUCACUGUUCAAAUAAACCUACCAUUAAAAUUAUAGACUGAUCAUUUCUUUGUCAGUGGGCAAAUGUACAAAAUCAGCAGGGGAUCAAAUUAUUUUUUCCCUCACUAUAAUUAGUUAAAUAAAGUUCACCUGUGUGCAAUCUAAGUGUCACAUGAUCUGUCACAUGUUCUGAAAGGCCCCAGAGUCUGCAACACCACUAAGCAAGGGGCACCACCAAGCAAGCGGCACCAUGAAGACCAAGGAGCUCUCCAAACAGGUCAGGGACAAAGUUGUGGAGAAGUACAGAUCAGGGUUGGGUUAUAAAAAAAUAUCUGAAAUUUUGAACAUCCCACGGAGCACCAUUAAAUCCAUUAUUCAAAAAUGGAAAGAAUAUGGCACCACAACAAACAUGCCAAGAGAGGGCCUCCCAUCAAAACUCACGGACCAGGCAAGGUGUCACGCCCUGGCUCUGGGACUCUGUUAUGUUGAGCCAGGGUGUGUUGUUUCUAUGUGUUUUGUGUGCUAGGGUUAUAUUCUAGUUCAUUUGUUUCUAUGUUGGCCAGUGUGGUUCUCAAUCAGAGGCAACGUGUAUCAGCUGUUGCUUGUUGUCUCUGAUUGGGAACCACAGUGUGUUGUGGGAUCUUGUUCCGUAUAGUUUGUAUUGUAACCAAGGACUUCACGUUUCGUAUCGUUUGUUGUUUUGUUCGUGUGGUGAAUCCAAAAUAAAGGAUGUUCACUUAUCACGCUGCGCAUUGGUCCACUUCCUCCGACGAUCGUGACACAAGGAGGGCAUUAAUCAGAGAGGCAACAAAGAGACCAAAGAUAACCCUGAAGGAGCUGCAAAGCUCCACAACGGAGAUUGGAGUAUCUGUCCAUAGGACCACUUUAAGCCGUACACUCCACAGAGCUGGGUUUUACGGAAGAGUGGCCAGAAAAAAGCCAUUGCUUAAAGAAAAAAAUAAGCAGACACGUUUGUUCGCCAAAAGGCAUUUGGGAGACUCCUCAAACAUAUGGAAGAAGGUACUCUCGUCAGAUGAGACUAAAACUGAGCUUUUUGGCCAUCAAGAAAAAUGCUAUGUCUGGCGCAAACCCAACACCUCUCAUCACCCCGAGAACACCAUCCCCACAGUGAAGCAUGGUGGUGGCAGCAUCAUGCUGUGGCAGGGACUGGGAAACCCCUGGGGGGGUGUUAUGCACGCUAAAGUUUUCCAUUUUUUGGUGUUAUUUCUUGUUUGUUUCACAAGAAAAAAAAUUUGCAUCUUCAAAGUGGUAGGCAUGUUGUGUAAAUCAAAUGAUACAUUUUAAUUCCAGGUUUAAUUCCAGGUUGAUACAAAUGAUACAACAUUUUAAUUCCAGGUUGUAAGGCAACAAAAUAAGAAAAAUGCCAAGGGGGGUGAGUACUUUCGCAAGCCACUGUAGUGUGCUCUAGUAUAUAGUAUGCUCUACUAGUAUGUAGUGUGCUCUAGUAAGUAGUGUGCUCUAGUAUGUAGUGUGCUCUAGUAUGUAGUGUGCUCUAGUAUGUAGUGUGCUCUAGUAUGUAGUGUGCUCUAGUAUGUAGUGUGCUCUAGUAUGUAGUGUGCUGUAGUAAGUCUUUAGUAAGUCUACAGAGUGCAAUAUAAGAGCUGCUUGGAGCACUUUCUUUCCAUUCCUGCUCCUUAGUGGAAAAUAGCUAAACAAGCAGCUAAUCAUAGUUGGCCAAGACCAGUAAAGAGGAACAUAGCCAGCUAAUAUCUGCAUUACUGAGGAGGAGAGGAGAAGAGUGAAAGGAGAACUGGAGGAAAAAGAGGGCAAAGUAAAUAUUGGAUUUUGGAAAGAGGUGGAGCAGAAAGGAGAGGAGAAAAGAGAGUGGAGGGAAAGAUGGAGAGAAGCAUUGGCCUUGAGUUUCUGGCCAUGCUUAGUGACUGGACUGUGUGUCUCUGUCGUCUCACGUGCCCCCGGCCCCACUCUCGUAAAGCUGCACAGCUGGCCAGCAUCAGCCGCAACACUGGCACUUCCUGAGGGAAAGUUGGAAUAACGAUCUUCCCGCCGGAGAGCUUACAGAUCAGACACGGAGAAGAGGGCAUAGGGUUAUGUGUGAGAGAGAGAGAGAGAGAGAGAGAGAGAGAUUAGAGAGAGAGAGAAGAGCGAGAGAGAGAGAUAGGAGCGAGAUAUAUAUAGCGAUCUACUCGAGAUCGCUCGAUAGAGAUCUGCUUGAGCUUAGAGCUUGCUCACAUCUCUAUAGAGUCCCCGAGGCUCCUAUCCUGCUUCCAUAUAUAGGAGAGAGACAAUUGAUUAUUUCACUCACUAAAUUAGUGAAGUAGAUAGCUCUUCAUAUUCUCAUUGUUGUGUCAUUUUUUAAAUUGUAUUUUAUUUAACCUUUAUUUGUCCAGGCAAGUCAAUUAAGAACUAAUUAAGAACUUAUUUACAAUGACAGCCUGUUCAGUGACGACUCGAAAGUGCGGUAAUGUUCAAUGAUCAUACAGUAUCAUGGCUGAUCUCUCUUUCUCCACCACCUCCCUCCACCCAUCUCUCUCUCUCUCCCCCCAUCUCUCUCUCACUCUCUUUCUCUCUCCUAACAGAAAACGGCCAACAUGCCACAGGCCUUCUUCCCUCCUCGUCACGGUAAGUCAAUAGACACAGACAGACACACACAUUGAUUUGAUUUUGAUUUCACACACACACACACACACACAUACACACACACACACACACACACACACAGACACAUUUUAUUAUUUAUCCUGAUUGCCUAGUCACUUUUACCCCUACCUACAUGUACAUAUUACCUCAAUUACCUGGACUACCUCGUACACCUGCACAUGGACUCUGUACUGGUACUCCUUUUUGUGUUAUGUUUUCCUUCUUUUAUGUAGCUUUUUUGUUAUUAUAAUUGUUUUGCAUUAUUGGGGAAAGGCUCAUAAGUAAGCAUUUCACGAUAAAGAUAAAGUCUACACCUGUUGUAUUCGGCGCAUGUAACAAAAACAUUUUGAUUUGACACACAAACAUGCACACACACACACACACACACGAACACACACUCCUGCUUUGGUCAUACCCACUGAACCCUGGUUUAAUACAGCUGCAAAGACUUUACAGGACAUGAUGAUUUAUCACUCUCCCUCCGAAACGUCUGUUUCACCCCUCCUCACUGAACCCUGUUCUGAGGAACCAGCACUGGAAUAAUUUUUAACAGGACGUCUGAUUUACGACUCUGCAGACACGACCUCAUCAUCAUUCAAUUCCAGGUUAUACAGUAAUCUCUUAUUCUUCCUUCUGAAUCCCACAGUGUUUAUUCCAGGUGACCAGAGAAGAUGGUAUUCCUGUGUACCUGUCUACUGUACAUGCAGUACAUCUUGCCUUUGAUGAUGAUGUGAUCAUCAAGAUACAUGCUUGCUAGGGCUGUCAAUGUUUUUUGAAUCAUCUUUGUGACAGGCAUAGUGUACUUAACUCAUGCCAUACUGUACAAUCUGCGCUGAACUGUAAUGCACUGAGCCCAUACAGACAUACUGCACUGCACUGCAAUGAACUGAACAGAGCUACACUGUGCAUGCCAUUUUCAUUGGGAAACUCCAGGAUGGGAAAGUGAUGAUAGCUGUUUUUAUGUGUGUCCCUUCCUUCUGUUCAGCUGUCCAUAACAGGAGCCAGGGCAGAACCCUCUUCAGGACCCCUGUAGUUCCAAGGACCACCUUCGGUAAUGAGCCAUGCAACUAUGUCCUAUGAUCUCUCCUUCUUGAUCUUAUUCCCUCUUGACCUUGCAGUCUUUUAAAUCUUACACUUUUCCUCAGAAAAACAUUGACACCAUUUCACAGUUUACAUCCUGUAGCAGGACAUAAAAUCUCUCUCAACAGAUUGUGUGUGGUUCUUAAGGUUUGCUAUGUUCCUCAGCGCCAACCUCGGCCAAUAAACAGCACUUCAUGCCCACUCCCCGACCCACAAUGCCUCAGGUGCAGCACGAGCCAACCGGUAAACAGACAGACACUUUAAUCUCUAAUGAGACAGGAAGGCUUAACUGUCAGUCAGCUUGGCUGCAGCCAUUGAAAAGCUGGGUGGGCGGGGUUUCAGAGGGAUCUUUCUUAUGAUUGGCUGCAUGAGUAAGAUUGGCAUGCACUGAGUACAGUAAGUACAGUGAGGGAAAAAAGUAUUUGAUCCCCUGCAGAUUUUGUACGUUUGCCCACUGACAAAGACAUGAUCAGUCUAUCAUUUUAAUGGUAAGUUUAUUUGAACAGUGAGAGACAGAAUAACAACAACAAAAAUCCAGAAAAACGCAUGUCAAAAAUGUUAUAAAUUGAUUUGCAUUUUAAUGAGGGAAAUAAGUAUUUGACCCCCUCUCAAUCAGAAAGAUUUCUGGCUCCCAGGUGUCUUUUACACAGGUAACGAGCUGAUAUUAGGAGCACACUCUUAAAGGGAGUGCUCCAAAUCUCAGCUUGUUACCUGUAUAAAAGACACCUGUCCACAGAAGCAAUCAAUCAAUCAGAUUCCAAACUCUCCACCAUAGUCAAGACCAAAGAGCUCUCCAAGGAUGUCAGGGACAAGAUUGUAGACCUACACAAGGCUGGAAUGGGCUAUAAGACCAUCGCCAAGCAGCUUGGUGAGAAGGUGACAACAGUUGGUGCGAUUAUUCGCAAAUGGAAGAAACACAAAAGAACUGUCAAUCUCCCUCAGCCUGGGGCUCCAUGCGAGAUCUCACCUCGUGGAGUUGCAAUGAUCAUGAGAACGGUGAGGAAUCAGCCCAGAACUACACGGGAGGAUCUUGUCAAUGAUCUCAAGGCAGCUGGGACCAUAGUCACCAAGAAAACAAUUGGUAACACACUACGCCGUGAAGGACUGAGAUCCUGCAACGCCCGCAAGGUCCCCCUGCUCAAGAAAGCACAUACACAGGCCCGUCUGAAGUUUGCCAAUGAACAUCUGAAUGAUUCAGAGGAGAACUGGGUGAAAGUGUUGUGGUCAGAUGAGACCAAAAUCGAGCUCUUUGCCAUCAACUCAACUCGCUGUGUUUGGAGGAGGAGGAAUGCUGCCUAUGACCCCAAGAACACCAUCCCCACCGUCAAACAUGGAGGUGUAAACUUUGGGGGUGUUUUUCUGCUAUGGGGACAGGACAACUUCACCGCAUCAAAGGGACGAUGGACGGGGCCAUGUACCGUCAAAUCUUGGGUGAGAACCUCCUUCCCUUAGCCAGGGCAUUGAAAAUGGGUCGUGAAUGGGUAUUCCAGCAUGACAAUGACCCACACACGGCCAAGGCAACAAAGGAGUGGCUCAAGAAGAAGCACAUUAAGGUCCUGGAGUGGCCUAGCCAGUCUCCAGACCUUAAUCCCAUAGAAAAUCUGUGGAGGGAGCUGAAGGUUCAAGUUGCCAAACAUCAGCCUCGAAACCUUAAUGACUUGGAGAAGAUAUGCAAAGAGGAGUGGGACAAAAUCCCUCCUGAGAUGUGUGCAAUCCUGGUGGCCAACUACAAGAAACGUCUGACCUCUGUGAUUGCCAACAAGGGUUUUGCCACCAAGUACUAAGUCAUGUUUUGCAGAGGGGUCAAAUACUUAUUUUCCUCAUUCAAAUGCAAAUCAAUUUAUAACAUUUUUGACAUGCAUUUUUCUGGAUUUUGUUGUUGUUAUUCUGUCUCUCACUGUUCAAAUAAACCUACCAUUAAAAUUAUAGACUAAUCAUGUCUUUGUCAGUGGGCAAACGUACAAAAUCAGCAGGGGAUCAAAUACUUUUUUCCCUCACUGUAGAGAGCCCCGGAUCUCAGGAGAAGAUGACUGUCAGUUCCAAUACUGCCUCAGACAAUUCCCAAGGAGGCUGAGGUAGGUUGCUAUGGCAGCAUGGCUUAGCCACGUGGUUGUAUGGUCCUACUGAGAACAUCCCAUGACCUUUUGAGCACAUUGCAUAAGCGCUGCUUGUUCCCGCAAUGCGUUUCUCAUCAGUUUCGUCCCACAAACAAGUCAAUCGUCUUUCUCUGUCUUCCUCUACACUCUUAGAAAAAAGGGUUCCAAAAGGGUUCUUCGACUGUUCCCAUAGGAUAACCCUUUUUGGUUCCAGGAAGAACCUUCUCUGGAAAGGGUUCUACAUGUAACCCAAAAGGGUUCUACCUUGAACCAAAAAGGGUUCUUCAAAGGGUUCUCUUAUGGGGACAGCUGAUAAACCCUUUUAGGUUCUAGAUAGCACCUUUUUUUUCUAAGAGUGUAUCUUUGUCUCACUUCUUUACGGUCUGUCCAUCCAUUUGUCCAUACUGUGUAUCAAUCAGCAUCUUAUACCAUAAUACCAGUCCACAUUCAUUAAUCUGUUGAUUUCAAGACAUUUAAAACAUUCUACUCACAUUCCCCAACACAACUGUUCAUUUAGAAUCAGUAUUUUAACCCACGGUGCUUUGCUUUCAGCAAGUUGCAGUCUAGAAGGUGUUCAGUCCAGUCUGCAUGAUAAAGUAGCAUGCUACAAAAUGACCCCACUUUCUCCCCAACAGGAACAGAGCCUCAGAUCUACCAUAAAAUGUCCUAAUUUCUCAUCUUCGAUACUCUGUACCUCCUUUCUAUUCCACCCCCAUCUCUUCCCUUCCUAUCCUAUCCUUCAUUGUAUUCCUAUUCGUCUAUCGUUCAUGUUGUCCAUCUGGAACAAGUGUUAGCAAAACGUUAAGUUUAAAGCUCUACCUGUCUGUUUAUAACACAACUACACCACAAGCACCAUUCCCCCCCCCCCCCCCCCCCCCCCCCUAGCAUCACCAUUACAUGCCCAUUAACAUGAGAAGUGACACUGAAACACUGGAAUGCCAUGUUAUCUACUCAUCUACAACGUUCCCCUUCCUCUCUCUCUCUCGCUCUCUCUCUCUCUCUGUUCCCUCUCUUCUCUCCCUUUGUGAGUCGAGGUAAAGUACCUGAUCGGAUUAAACAAUCGAUCAAAGAUGGUCAUUAAAAUCCCUCGCUAGGUGAUCAAUACUCCCUCUGUUAAAACCUCAUGGUUCACAGUCCUCCAGAGGCACACAGCCAAAUGUAUUUUGGACGGCCGUAUGUCACAGGUGUCCUAGGUUUGGUAGCCUGGUAGCAGCGUAUGUGUGUAGUAACACAGUCGUUACACUGAAAACUGCUCCAUAUGGGCUCAGCUCCUUUGAAAUCCAACCCUCUGUAUCAACCUCGUGCCAGGUAGAGAUGAUAUCUGUUAUGUGCUGAUUGGAUAAGUUUCCCCAGUCCAAGUCGUAAACACAUAUCAGCCUGGUUAUCGGAGAGCCUUUCUAUCUGUUCUCUAUGGUUCUUCUAUUUCAUCUGUUAAAGGAUUCUAUGGUUUCUCUCUCUAAGCCAUUCUAUUUCUAUGCCAAUUUCUCCUCUUCGUUUUCCAGUGUCAAAGACCUGUCCAUGGUGUACUGUCUGUUCUAUUAGAUUAUAUUUCUAUGGCCUCAUGUACCACUAUCCUCUCUCACCCACCCCAGGACGAGCAGAUCAGAUCAUAUCUGCCUCCUCUCCUUCUGUGGGUGUCACCCGUGCCUCACCCGCCGUCUCCCUGCCCUCCCCCUACCUCCCCUUACCCUCCCCCCCACCUCCCCUUACCCUCCCCCCACCUCCCCUUACCCUCCCCCCAGCUCCAUCACUCCCCCACCCUCCCCCAUGCCUCCCCCCAGCUCCUGCCCUCCCCCAAUCUUCCCCUGGCUUCCCCAGCUGACCCUAUGCUUAACCCCAAUCGUAACGGACAGAGACACAGGGGACCGGCCCAGGCCAGACCCCAACAGGCAAGGCCCCAACAGGCAAGGCCCAGGCCCAAGCCUCAGGCACAGCCCCAACAGCCUGCUAAGGUCAACCAGAACCUACAGACCCCCACGGGUAAAGAUCCUGCUCUCGCCCCUCAGUUAGGCUGUAACAGAGCCAUAGAAACAUGUAUAAUGGAUCAUUGAGUCGCAGCUUCUUAUCCUCUGAUAAAAAAGUAAGUUAUCUCUCACACAGCUCCCAGCCAAUAUCAGGUGGGACAACCUCUGCCAAGACCCGCCAUCGUCACUGAGAGGGCCAAUAGUAACAUCCAGGGUAACGAUGACAACAUUUAGUCCUAUCACCAUCUCUGUUGUCAUCCAACCUCAUGAAACCCAAAGCUCUCAUUGGUCAUGUCUGUUCACAAUCAAUCAUUCAUUGGAUGACCUCAUACAGUGGGGAAAAAAAGUAUUUAGUCAGCCACCAAUUGUGCAAGUUCUCCCACUUAAAAAGAUGAGAGAGGCCUGUAAUUUUCAUCAUAGGUACACGUCAACUAUGAUAGACAAAAUGAGAUUUAUUUUCUCCAGAAAAUCAAAUUGUAGGAUUUUUUAUGAAUUUAUUUGCAAAUUGUGGUGGAAAAUAAGUAUUUGGUCACGUACAAACAAGCAAGAUUUCUGGCUCUCACAGACCUGUAACUUCUUCUUUAAGAGGCUCCUCUGUCCUCCACUUGUUACCUGUAUUAAUGGCACCUGUUUGAACUUGUUAUCAGUAUAAAAUACACCUGUCCACAACCUCAAACAGUCACACUCCAAACUCCACUAUGGCCAAGACCAAAGAGCUGUCAAAGGACACCAGAAACAAAAUUGUAGACCUGCACCAGGCUGGGAAGACUGAAUCUGCAAUAGGUAAGCAGCUUGGUUUGAAGAAAUCAAUUGUGGGAGCAAUUAUUAGGAAAUGGAAGACAUACAAGACCACUGAUAAUCUCCCUCGAUCUGGGGCUCCACGCAAGAUCUCACCCUGUGGGGUCAAAAUGAUCACAAGAACGGUGAGCAAAAAUCCCAGAACCACACGGGGGGACCUAGUGAAUGACCUGCAGAGAGCUGGGACCAAAGUAACAAAGCCUACCAUCAGUAACACACUAGGCCGCCAGGGACUCAAAUCCUGCAGUGCCAGACGUGUCCCCCUGCUUAAGCCAGUACAUGUCCAGGCCCGUCUGAAGUUUGCUAGAGUGCAUUUGGAUGAUCCAGAAGAGGAUUGGGAGAAUGUCAUAUGGUCAGACGAAACCAAAAUAGAACUUUUUGGUAAAAACUCAACUCGUCGUGUUUGGAGGACAAAGAAUGCUGAGUUGCAUCCAAAGAACACCAUACCUACUGUGAAGCAUGGGGGUGGAAACAUCAUGCCUUGGGGCUGUUUUUCUGCAAAGGGACCAGGACGACUGAUCCGUGUAAAGAAAAGAAUGAAUGGGGCCAGGUAUCGUGAGAUUUUGAGUGAAAACCUCCUUCCAUCAGCAAGGGCAUUGAAGAUGAAACGUGGCUGGGUCUUUCAGCAUGACAAUGAUCCCAAACACACUGCCCGGGCAACGAAGGAGUGGCUUCAGAAGAAGCAUUUCAAGGUCCUGGAGUGGCCUAGCCAGUCUCCAGAUCUCAACCCCAUAGAGAAUCUUUGGAGGGAGUUGAAAGUCCGUGUUGCCCAGCGACAGCCCCAAAACAUCACUGCUCUAGAGGAGAUCUGCAUGGAGGAAUGGGCCAAAAUACCAGCAACAGUGUGUGAAAACCUUGUGAAGACUUACAGAAAACGUCUGACCUGUGUCAUUGCCAACAAAGGGUAUAUAACAAAGUAUUGAGAAACUUUUGUUAUUGACCAAAUACUUAUUUUCCACCAUAAUUUGCAAAUAAAUUCAUUAAACAUCCUACAAUGUGAUUUUCUGGAUUUUUUUUUCUCAUUUUGUCUGUCAUAGUUGACGUGUACCUAUGAUGAAAAUUACAGGCCUCUCUCAUCUUUUUAAGUGGGAGAACUUGCACAAUUGGUGGCUGACUAAAUACUUUUCCCCCCCACUGUAGCUUACCCAUAAUACCAUUUUCAUCACUCCACACUCUGUUGCUAUGGGUUGAAGUCUGUGUUGCACCACAUACCUGGGAUCAAAUACGUGGUAUUUAAAAUACUUUUUUCUGUGUAUUUGAGUAUUUUCAAAUACACAGCCCAAAACAAAUACUUUUAUUUGAGAAUUUUAAUGGUUAUUUGUAAAAACCAAAUAGUCUACCAAAUGUAUUUGAGAGUAUUUUCAAAUACUUAUUUAAAAUAAUAUUUUCAAAUACUUGCAGGUUAAAUGCAUGGGAGUGUAUUUUAAAAUACUUCCCAAGUGUAUUUCCAAAUACAUUAAAAUAUUCAGCUACUUUUCUUUUCAAAGAAAAUAGUUACUUUGAAUGUAUGUAAAAUAAAUGGAGAUAUUUGAACCCAGGUCUGUUGUACCAUCAACCCCUUCUCUUAUUGUCACAAACACCAGACAGGUGGAGUGAAAUGUGUUGUUUUACAGGGUCAGCCAUAGUAGUACGGCGCCCCUUGAGCAAAUUAGGGUUAAGUGCCUUGUUCAAGGGCACAUCAACAGAUUUUUCACCUUGUUGGCUCAGGGAUUCGAGCUAGCAGCCUUCCAAUUAAUAGCCGAACGCUCUAACCGCUAGGCUACAUGCUGCCUAUCCACCUCCAUCCUCACUCCACCACACUUACCCAUUCCUGAUCAUUUCAGACACUGGAGAGUUUGGUCUCACUGGCAUUAUUAAGUCAUUCAACUUUAAUGGAAUAUAAUAGAAGGGCUGUUGAAGCUAAGUUUUGUUUCGUAUCUCAUCCAUCCAUUCUUUUCACUUCACUCUUCCUUUCCACAUCUGCAUCUUUCAUUCAUUCAUUUACGCACGCACGCACUCACUCAUUAAUUUGUUUAUCAUCCAGGGCUGCCACCAUCUCACCUGACUCACCCUUGAACCUUGUCUCCAUGGAAUCGGACCCCCUCUCUCUCUAACCCCUCUACUACACCUCUCUUUGUUCAUCUAGGUACCAGCUUCCUGAGACCUUUGACCCCUACCGAGCCUCGCUCUCCUAUACGCUCUGCCGUUGCCACGGCAGCCAGAAACACAACGUUGCCUCGUGGUCGCGUCUCUCUCUACUCCACCCAUAAUGGCAUCAGACCUCUUUCUCUACCCAGGGACACCAACACCAACACCAACACCAACUCCUCCCUCACCUCCGACAAACCAGGGGGUAAUGGAGCAAUCUUUUCCUCUUCUUCUUCUUCUUCCUCCUCCUACCCCUCCUCUUCCUUAUCUUCCUCAUUUUCUCUCCAGCACUACCUCGGGUCUCACCCUCUCUACCUCCUCUCACUCUCUCUCACACACACAGACGAAACGAUCUGGGUGGCAUGGGCUCUUGAUCCAGAGUGGGCCAGAGAAUGUGUAGGCCUAAUAAUGUCUGCCAAUGUUUUUGGACGCAUAUUUGCAUUUGUGUGUGUAAGUGUGUGUGAAGUCCAGCACAUGUGGUCCAGACUGUAAGUCUCUCCAAAACCUCCUUCCCUUCACCAAUACUCAGAGGCCCUCCCCUUUGGCAUACGUUUCACGCCUGUACCUCGAGGAACAGCGGCGUCUCAGAGGUCAGGGUCGUUAACGUGAUUUACGCUCCCGACGGUCGCCGGGUCGACCGAUUUAUCUGCGAAGGUUGGCUGGCUCUUUGACCAGGACAUAGAUCACAUUUGCACCAGUCAUGCCAAACCAAGCCAAGCAUUGUGCAGCCAGCACUGGGCAGAUAGCACCACCACAGCAUGGCACACACAGAGCUUCCAGAUCCCUCUGAGAGAGAGAGAGAGAGAGAGAGAGAGAGAGAGAGAGAGAGAGAGAGAGAGAGAGAGAGAGACAGAGAGAGAGAGAUACAGAGAGAUACAGAUACAGAUACAGAUACAGAGAGAGAUACAGAGAGAGAGACUACAGAGAGGAGAGAAAAUAUUUUUGGGGAAAGAGAGAUUUUCAAAAGAAAACAAAUUUUAGAAUAAUACGUAGGAAAAACCAAUAUUACAAGUAUUAGGGGAAAAUUCAAUUAACAUUAUUUAAUUUUGGUAAAGCAUGGAUGUAUUUUAUACUUCCAUAUCCAAAAUAAAAAUUUUCAGCUAUUUCUUAAAGAAAAGAGAUUUAAUGUUAAAAAAUAGAUAUAAAUAUUUUGUAACCAUGAAUUCCUAUUGUACAAAACAUAAUGAGUAAAUGUGUUAAUCCCAUAUGAACGGCCCAGAAAAUAGGUUAAGUGUAGGGAUAAAGAUUUUUUUGGUAGGGAUUGAGAGACCCCAUAAAUAGCCAAAUUAAACCUAUAUAGAGUUACCAAUCACCCCAAAAAAACAUUCCAUCAUUCAGAACAUGGAGAUUUUGGUACGUUUAAUAAGAGAUAUCAAUAAUAUAAGAGAGUUAGAUAAGUUGGGAAGUUACUAUCAAUUUUUACUUUUUUUAAUGAUUUUUUAUAUUAGAAGCAGAUACUCUUAUAUUUUAAUCUAUUGGGCCCAUUAUACCCCCCCUUGAUUUCUCAUGAAGGACCCCCCUCAACCCCACAACCUCUUUUAUCGGGUCCCAUUCCAAUUGACCCCUAGAGUCGCCCCCAUAUUUGAUAAAAAAAAAUUUGCCUCUUGGUUUAUAACAUAAUGACAAUCUCAAAACAAGGGAGCCCCAAACAAAACAAACAAAAUUCUCCCCUCCGAAAAAGGGAUACAAAAUUUUUUUUCUUCGAUUCUUAUCUUUAAUUUUUCCAGUAAAAAGGUUCCCCCUAUAUUAUAUAACAAAUAAUUUGGGGCAUGGGUCGUCCGGGGCAUAUAAUUAUUAUAAUUUCUGAAGUUGGGCUUUCAUGGUGUUUGUGUUGAAGCCCCCUUUCCCCCUUCCCCUCCCCAAAAACCCCCCUCCGCCCCCUUCCCCCCGGGGGGCCCUUUUUUUGGGGCCUAAGGGGGGGGUUGGGGGGGGGGGUUUUUUUGGGGUUUGGGGGGGGCCGGGGGGGGUUUUUUAAAAAGGGGCUUUUCCCCCCAAAAGGGUUGGGGGAAUUUUUCCCCGGGUUUUGGGGGGGGUUUGGGGGGGCCCCAAGGGGAAACCCCCUGGGGCCCUGGGGAAAGGGGGGGGGGGGGGAAAAGGGGAAAGGGGGGGGGCCCCAAAAAAGGGGGGGGGAAAAGUUAAAACGUGGGGUUUUCGAGGGGAAAAAAAGGGAAAGGGGAGAGAGAAAAAAAGGGGGGGGGAAAAAAGGGGGGGAAAAUAAAAAAAUUUGGGGGUUUAAAAAAAAAAAACAAGGGGGGAAAAAGGGAAAGGGCGGGGGGGAAAAGGGGAAUUUUGUAAAAAAAAGGGGAAAAAAAAUAAAAUUUUAAAAAAAAAAUGAAAAUUAGAAAACCAAAAAAAAAAAAAGGGAAAGAGAAAGAAAAAAAAAAAAAAAUAAAAUUAAAAAAGAAAUAAGAAAGAAAAAAAAAAAAGGGGAAAAAACAAAAAGGAGAGGAAGAAAAGAAAGAGGAAAAAAAAAAAAGGAAGGGGGAGGGAAAAGGGAAAACAAAAGGGGGCCCCAAAAAAAAUUUUUUAAAAAAGGAAAGGGGGAAAAAAAAGGAGGGUUAAAAAGGAAGGGAAAAAAAUUUAUAUAACAAAAUAAAAACCUUUUUAAAAUUUUCCUAAUACAUCCCUUCCCCCCCUUUUUCCCCCCCGGGGUUCGGGGGGAAAAAGGGGGGUUUUCCCUUCCCCCCCGGGGGGGGGGGCCCCCCCCCCCUUUUUCCCCCCCCCCCAAACAGAAGAUACAAUACAAAAAGAAAAUACAACAGGAAUAUAGAGAGUAGAUAAACAAAGACAAUAAACAGAGAAAGGAUACAAAAGAAGAGAGAAGAGAUAUACAGUACAGCAUAGGAUAUACGAUAAGUACGGGAGGAUACAAUACUAACAGUAGGGGAGAUAACCCUCGAAAGGUUCUAAAAAAGGGGGGGGGUUAAUUUAGGGAGAGAUCAAUACAGAUACGAUAGAGGAGAGAUCAGAACAGAUACAACGAUAAUACAGAGAGAUUACAGUACGAUACAGCGAGAUACAGAUACAGAGAGAGAGACAGAUAAGAUACAGAGAGAUACAGAUACAGAUACAGAAGAGAACAUAUAGAUACAGAAUAGAACAGAUACAAUAGAGAUAGAGAUAGAGCAGAUAUAGAUACAAGAAGAGAGAGAGAGAGAGAGACAUAGAGAGAGAGAUAGAUAGAGUCAUAUACUAUAUAUAUCUAUACGCUUCGUCUCUCUAUCUCAGUUUGCUACCCCUCCUCAGCAUAUUUAUUAAUUUGUCCUUUAUUUUCGCUUUUUUAGGUCAUUUUAAAGUAUAUUGAGUAUAUUGAGUUUGAUUAUGUUCGUGCUUCUGAAGGAGACAGACUAUUAUGUUGGAUCACUGAAGUCUGAAACGUUCCUUAUUUUCCUUUCUGUUCCUUGGUUUAGAAUGUUCCUUGACAGGUCUGGCACUGAGCUGUUCUCUCGUUUGUUCUUAGCAUGUCUUUACCGUGUUUUCGAGGUGUGCAGACAUGUUUAAUUCAAUGAGCCCUCUUCUCCCUCAAACAGCCGACGGGGAGCACAAUAAGAGCCUUGCUCUUCCCAAACCUGCAAUCUGGUCUAGAAAGCGACUGGGUAAAAAACAGAGACAAUCGUUACUUUUCAUUGUGUCUCUCCUCACCCACUAACUUGUCUCCCCCGAAAGAUGCCAAUUUGUUUUACGUUCCUUGCAGCAAGCCCUCAAUGCGCUUAAGUCACAACAACUUGUCCCUGUCCUAUGAUUGGCCAGCUUGUCUGUAUGUCCAUGUGACUGUCCAUUCUUAUUGGACAGCCUGUCUGUCCAUCAGCAUCACGGUCCAUUCACGUAUUGGGCCUGUUAUUGUUGGUGUGGUCUGCAGGUGUGUUUGUCCACGUUUUCACUGUCAAUAUGACUGAGACUGAAGAAGAAUCCUCUCUCUCUCAUCAUAUUGCUACAGUCUGACCCUAGACCUGUUGUUCAGGUCAUAAAGGAUCUGGGAGCAUGGCUUGAAUUUUUGCACAAAUGUCCCAUUGAAAUCAAUGCAUGAUUUGCUCGAAAAUGUGUUAUAUCUCAAGCCCAAAAUGACCACACUCACCAGUCUACACCUAAUUUCACUCUAAUGAGUUAGUGGCUUCAGUUUCUGCUUCAGUCUCAACCAGUGUGUGUUCGUGUGAAACUGGGACAGUUUCAGAGGUCUUCAAAAAGCCGCAGGGCUCGCUGGAAGCAGCUCUACUUAAUGAAAACACACUUCGUCUUUGCACGCCGUCAUCACACACACCAAUCAAACUAACGAAUGGAAAAUAUACUCCAAAUUUCACCCAUUAUUCCCAUAUUUGCACUAUUUGGUUUCAAUUGAAUUGCAAAUGUCAAUCAUUGAUGUAGUCAUGACAAUGUGUCUAAACAAUCCGUCAGUGGUGUCUGUCUGUCUGUCUUGGGCUUAUUUGUAUCCUAUUUAUAUGGUCCCAUCCACCUCCUGAAGCAUGUGUUGCUCAGGAUGAAUGCCGUACUAAAUGGAUUGCAAGUCUCAUGUUUGAUUUGAUGUUGUUCAACUGUGAAUGUGCUCUAAAUAGGUUUAAAACCCUACAGUGUUUUGAUAGUGUCCUUGAGUUCCUCCAGUAUGUGUUGCAACAACCAUUUCAGCGAUGAUGUAAAACAGUGGAAUAUUUUCUCUGAUAAUAUUGUUCUAGGCAAACCUAAAGCAGUAUUUGAACAAUGUUUUUUCAUUGUCUCGCCAGAGAGGAGUCUGACAGAAACCAAGACUCACAACACUUUAAUGCUGUUAACGCUCACACUUCAAAACAGUGUGUGUGCACGUGCGUAGGAGUAUGUGUGCCACUGCUGUUGUAAAUCAGUGCAGCGGUGAGGUGUUUGGCACCCAAAGAGCACAGUGUGUGUUUUGUGGGGUGUUGUUGUGAGUAAUCUGGUUCUCCCAUUACCAGCUAUAGGGUUCAGGAUGGUAAACAGAGCUUCCUGAUGACAUCACGUCCACGUUCCCAUAACUCUGAUCCCCAUCAGACAAUGUUGAACCUUUUUAUUUUUCUUUACUGCAUUUAAGGAGCCACAAGGUUUUUCACACAAAAUGUACAUUUGCUUUGGCUGAAAGCGGCACGCUCUGUGUCUCUCCAGGACUUGCCCACCCUUGGCUUCAAAUUCUACUUAACCUUGUCUGGUCUCUGUUGCCUCACUGAGGUGUGGAGCUCCCUGAUUUAUCCCUGACAGAGUGGCAGGCAUGCUGGGGUCAGAUCCGGCUGUUCCAGGGGGUCGACACAAGCCAAGUUAAUAUUUAUGAAUUCGUUGAGGGGGGGUUGACAUAGGCCAAGGGUAAUAUUAAUGAAUGGGUCUAGUCCUGACAAGGAGGGUUUAGGAACAUCAGAAACCCUAGAGGAGAACAUGACCACUAAUUAUGACAUGACAUGGGAUCUCCCGAAGUCUCUGUCUGGAAAGGGCCUGAAAGGCAGAGAAGGAGACAUGUAAGCUGGGUGGUCGCAGCCAUUAAUAUUUAGUGAAUAGAAUGAACCAGGAUCGCAAGUACCCAAACAAUUGCCCCUAUCAGUCUCAGAUAGUGUCUACCACACCAAGUCUACGGUAUGUCCAGUCAGUGCAUUUAUUCAAUAAGACCUGCGCUAGGUUUGCCAAGCCUCUCAGUUUGGCCCAGAGUAAAGCUAUUCAGGGAGAAUUGUAUAUUUCCUGAACGAGAUUGCAAAUAGUAGAUCCCAAUUCAGUUUAAGUUGUCUGAGUGGCCUGUUCUGAGUUUGAUACUCCAGUGUCUAAUAUUAGUCCACAGCCUGCUAAGGCUCCAACAGACUUUAAAGGAAAAGCAUUGAGAGUGAGUCUGAGCUGGCAUCCGCCUCAUGCCCUGGGUUGUGUUUAGUUUGAUCCUAUCCUUUUUGGAACAGGAACAAUAUAGUGAUUGUGAAGAAUUUGGCCUGGCUGGACAAGAUGAUUCAUUGGGAACAGGUUUCUUGUUUUUCAUGUAAAAGAUGAGCACAGUCUUGCUAAACUUUUUUUUUAGAAUCCUAUAUGGUUUUGUAGUUUUUUUUUUCUUUCUGAUUGCUGUUCUUGUGUUUUGUGUGAAAGCUGGUUCUACACAGCAAAUUGGCCAGUGUUACCUAGUGCAGAUUUUUCAGUGUAGCAUUUCUAGUGUUGAUUCAGGAGUGAAAUUAACACUCAGUGGUGUAAAAUAACCCCAGUGUUGGUGUUAAUAACCAGUGUUGAAUGUGAGAGUGUGAUUGUGUCAGUUUUACUCUGUGGAAAGUAAAACGUUCCCAUCAAAACCACGGCCAUCAUUAUUAUAUUUCCCAGAAUGCUCUACUGCAACAAAAAAAUGUAAGGAUUCUUUUUAAUAUCUGUGUUUUUGCAUGUACAUUGAUUGCUUGAUUAAUCUUAUGCUACACAAAGAUAAAUAACAUACAUUUUUCUAAACUAAUCAAAUCAGUUAGUUAGAUUUAUUGCACCCAUUACUAAAAUGGUUGUUCCAGUUUAAAUGGUUUAGGUAGUCUCCUUUAUUUAUGUUCCUAACCCUGACAGUCAUUCUGAAUGCAGGUUGCAGGUGAAUAAAAAUUCCAACUGUUGGAUGUCUUAACCCUGGCUGGAUUCCAGCAUAAUGUGCCUUGCAGGCUUGAUGUGGCCUGUAAACCAGGAGGUUCCUAACACCACUGUGUUAGGGUAAAACCUGGCCAUCAAAGUAAGGCGUUAAGAUAUAUGUAAUGUAUUGUCAUAAACAGUUAAAUUUUAAUGGUAUAAUUUGCCUAUAGUAGAACUUCACAGGACUGAAAAUGAAUGAAUUAUUUGUCACUAACAAAUACAGUCAUGGGUGGUAACUACAAUUCACUUGAAAAGUCAUGGCAGACUGAGAAAUUAUAUUGGAGGAGUGGCUUAGUGGGGGCAUUGCUUUAAAGUCAUUAUUUUUGGCCACCUGUGAGUGGAAAUAUUGUACCAGUUUAAGUGGUCUAUGGUUCUGUUAAUUCAAGUUUGAGCAUGUCUGCUGCCAGUUUGGAAGUCUUUAUAAACACUUACAGUUGAAGUCGGAAGUGUACAUACACCUUAGCCAAAUACAUUUAAACUCAGUUUUUCACAAUUCCUGACAUUUAAUCCUAGUAAAAAUUCAGUUUCUUAGGUCAGUUAGGAUCACCACUUUAUUUUAAGAAUGUGAAAUGUCCGAAUAAUGGUAGUGAUAAUUAUUUAUUUCAGCUUUUAUUUCUUUCAUCACAUUCCCAGUGGGUCAGAAGUAUUUGGUAGCAUUGCCUUUAAAUUGUUUAACUUGGGUCAAACGUUUCUGUUAGCCUUCCACAAGGUUUUCACAAUAAGUUGGGUGAAUUUUGGCCCAUUCCUCCUGACAGAGCUGGUGUAACUGAGUCAGGUUUGUAGGCCUCCUUGCUCACACACACUUUUUCAGUUCUGCCCACAAAUGUUCUAUAGGAUUGAGGUCAAGGCUUUGUGAAGGCCACUCCAAUACCUUGACUUUGUUGUCCUUAAGCCAUUUUGCCACAACUUUGGAAGUAUGCUUGGGGUCAUUGUCCAUUUGGAAGACCCAUUUGUGACCAAUCUUUAACUUCCUGACUGAUGUCUUGAUGUUGCUUCAAUAUAUCCACAUAAUUUUCCUUCCUCAUGAUGCCAUCUAUUUUGUGAAGUGCACCAGUCCCUCCUGCAGCAAAGCACCCCCACAGCAUGAUGCUGCCACCCCCGUGCUUCACGGUUGGGAUGGUGUUCUUCGGCUUGCAAGCUAUCCCCUUUUUCCUCCAAACAUAACAAUGGUCAUUAUGGCCAAACAGUUCUAUUUUUGUUUCAUCAGACCAGAGGACAUUUCUCAAAAAAGUAUGAUCUUUGUCCCCAUGUGCAGUUGCAAAACGUAGUCUGGCUUUUUUAUGGUGGUUUUGGAGCAGUGGCUUCUUCCUUGCUGAGCGGCCUUUCAGAUUAUGUCGAUAUGGGACUCGUUUUACUGUGGAUAUAGAUACUUUUGUAUCCGUUUCCUCCAGCAUCUUCACAAGGUCCUUUGCUGUUGUUCUGGGAUUGAUUUGCACUUUUCGCUCCAAAGUACGUUCAUCUCUAUGAGACAGAACGCGUCUCCUUCCUGAGCGGUAUGACGGCUGCGUGGUCCCAUGGUGUUUAUACUUGCGUACUAUUGUUUGUACAGAUGAAUGUGGUACCUUCAGGCGUUUGGAUAUUGCUCCCAAGGAUGAACCAGACUUGUGGAGGUCUACAAUUUUUGUUCUGAGGUCUUGGCUGAUUUCUUUUGAUUUUCCCAUGAUUUCAAGCAAAGAGGCACUGAGUUUGAAGGUAGGCCUUGAAAUACAUCCACAGGUACACCUCCAAUUGACUCAAAUGAUGUCAAUUAGCCUAUCAGAAGCUUCUAAAGCCAUGACAUCAUUUUCUGGAAUUUUCCAAGCUGUUUAAAGACACAGUCAACGUAGUGUAUGUAAACUUCUGACCCACUGGAAUUGUGAUACAGUGAAUUAUAAGUGAAAUAAUCUGUCUGUAAACAAUUGUUGAAAAAUGACUUGUGUCAUGCACAAAGUAGAUGUCCUAACCGACUUGCCAAAACUAUAGUUUGUUAACAAGAAAUUUGUGGAGUGGUUGAGAAACAAGUUUUAAUGACUCCAACCUAAGUGUUUGUAAACUUCCGACUUCAACUGUACAUAAGAGCAUAUGGCAAUAAAGACUUAGUGUAUAGUCCUUAACCUAACACUGAGUGACCUUGUCAAGAGAUACAGACCUUUGGUGCAAACUAUAUGCACUUCCUAGUUAAUUUAACACUCAAAAGUGUGGAGCCGUAUAUAGACACUGUCCCAGUGUUAAAUGUGACUGUCAGUGUAUAACACUGGAUAAUUUGCUGUGUAGUAGGGUUAUGGUGGAAGGUUAUUGAGAGUUGACAUGGUUGGUGUUAGUCACAUAGACUAUGUAGUAGGAAUUCCCAAGAUACUUGCCUGUUUUAAUGGCAUUGCUCCUCGGAUGUGGUCACAGUUAACACCCUCCUCCACCCCAUCUUCUCUCCAGUGGUUUCAGUUGACACUGCGGCUUCUCUCUUCUAUAUCCCUCUUUUCCUUUUCUGAGAAAAGUUAAAAGUGUUCCCCUGUUUUUUCAAAAGCACAACAUCCAUCCUCAGUUAUGAGAUAGGGCUCACUCCAGCAGCCUCCUUUGCUGUUGCAGUUCCUAACCCUACCAUGGCCUCUAUUUCCCAGGCUCCCCUGCAGUUCUGCGACCCUCCCUUCCUGUCAACAAGAGGCCCAACCUGGUGGGGAAAUCAGGGGACAAGGGUGAGGGCAACACUGACCAUUGUUUUGACUACUGAAUACUUUGACUUCUGUUAAAGCAACACUACCAAAAUGUUGCGCCAACUUCUUAAUUUUGCUGUCACCUUGAUGAUUCUAUUUUAACAACCUUCCUUCCCUCAGUUAAGUUUUAUUUAGAUUCUAAAUUACCUUGCACUUCUCUGAAGAAUACACACACAGCUCAAAACGCAACACCUGUGUGUGUGUCUGUCUGUGUGUGUGUGUCUGUGUGUGUGUGUGUGUGUGUGUGUGUGUGUGUGUGUGUGUGUGAGUGAGUACGUGUAAGUGUGUGUGCAGUAUGUUUGUGUUGUUCUGACGGACUUCUCUUACGAAACACCAACACAAUGACGCAACACACAUUUUUCAUAUCUUCUCCCACAGCAGGAAAACCACUCAGAGAUUCACCUGGCUGGGUGAUGGCUGCAGGAGAUGACCACAACGGUAUUUGUAGUUUACAUGACUGAGCUGUGUUCUGUCCCCUCUGUCCUCAGAUAAGCCCAUGGACCUGAAGCAGGGAGACAAAGUGUCCAUCUUGAAUCCCUUCCCUCUAGUCACGGCUAAGCCUGCCAAACAAAAGACCACAACCCUCGCCACUGCCUUGAAUGGUAAGAUUCAGUGAUGAGUGUACUUUUGUUUAUAAUAAUAUAUUUGUGCAUUCAUGUGUGUGACCAUGUGCAGUUGAAGUCGGAAGUUUACAUACACUUAGGUUGGAGUCAUUAAAACUAGUUUCUCAACCACUCCACAAAUUUCUUGUUAACAAACUAUAGUUUUGGCAAGUCGGUUAGGACAUCUACUUUGUGCACGACACAAGUAAUUUUUCCAACAAUUGUUUACAGACAGAUUAUUUCACUUAUAAUUCACUGUAUCACAAUUCCAGUGGGUCAGAAGUUUACAUACACUAAGUUGACUGUGCCUUUAAACAGCUUGGAAAAUUCCAGAAAAUGAUGUCAUGGCUUUAGAAGCUUCUGAUAGGCUAAUUGACAUCAUUUGAGUCAAUUGGAGGUGUACCUGUGGAUGUAUUUCAAGGCCUACCUUCAAAUUCAGUGCCUCUUUGCUUGACAACAUGGGACAAUCAAAAGAAAUCAGCCAAGACCUCAGAACAAAAAUUGUAGACCUCCACAAGUCUGGUUCAUCCUUGGGAGCAAUUUCCAAAUGCCUGAAGGUACCACGUUCAUCUGUACAAACAAUAGUACGCAAGUAUAAACACCAUGGGACCACGCAGCCGUCAUACCGCUCAGGAAGGAGAUGCGUUCUGUCUCCUAGAGAUGAACGUACUUUGGUGCGAAAAGUGCAAAUCAAUCCCAGAACAACAGCAAAGGACCUUGUACAUACAGUUGAAGUCGGAGGUUUACAUACACAUUAGCCAAAUACAUUUAAACUCAGUUUUUCACAAUUCCUGACAUUUAAUCCUAGUAAAAAUUCCCUGUGUUAGGUCAGUUAGGAACACCACUUUAUUUUAAGAAUGUGAAAUGUCAGAAUAAUAGUAGAGAUUAUUAUUUAUUUCAGCUUUUAUUUCUUUCAUCACAUUCCCAGUGGGUCAGAAGUUUACAUACGCUCAAUUAGUAUUUGGUAGCAUUGCCUAUAAAUUGUUUAACUUGGGUCAAACAUUUCGGGUAGCCUUCCACAAGCUUCCCACAAUAGGGUUGGGUGAAUUUUGGCCCAUUCCUCCUGACAGAGCUGGUUGUAAGUCAGGUUUGUAGGCCUCCUUGCUCGCACACGCUUUUUCAGUUCUGCCCACACAUUUUCUAUAGGAUUGAGGUCAGGGCUUUGUGAUGGCCACUCCAAUGCCUUGACUUUGUUGUCCUUAAGCCAUCUUGCCACAACUUAGUAUGCUUGGGGUCAUUGUCCAUUUGGAAGACCCAUUUGCGACCAAGCUUUAACUUCCUGACUGAUGUCUUGAGAUGUUGCUUCAAUAUAUCCACAAUUUUCCUUCCUCAUGAUGCCAUCUAUUUUGUGAAGUGCACCAGUCCCUCCUGCAGCAAAGCACCCCCACAGCAUGAUUUUGCCACCCCCGUGCUUCAUGGUUGGAAUGGUGUUCUUCAGCUUGCAAGCCUACACCUUUUUCCUCCAAACAUAACGAUGGUCAUUAUGGCCAAGCAGUUCUAUUUUUGUUUUAUCAGACCAGAGGACAUUUCUCCAAAAAGUAUGAUCUUUGUCCCCAUGUGCAGUUGCAAACCGUAGUCUGGCUUUUUUAUGGCGGUUUUGGAGCAGUGGCUUCUUCCUUGCUGAGCGGCCUUUCAGGUUAUGUCGAUAUAGGACUCGUUUUACUGUGGAUAUAGAUAUUUUUGUACCUGUUUCCUCCAGCAUCUUCACAAGGUCCUUUGCUGUUGUUCUGGGAUUGAUUUGCACUUUUCGCACCAAAGUACGUUCAUCUCUAGGAGACAGAACGCGUCUCCUUCCUGAGCUGUAUGACGGCUGCGUGGUCCCAUGGAGUUUAUACUUGCGUACUAUUGUUUGUACAGAUUAACGUGGUACCUUCAGGCGUUUGGAUAUUGCUCCCAAGGAUGAACCAGACUUGUGGAGGUCUACAAUUUUUGUUCUGAGGUCUUGUCUGAUUUCUUUUCAUUUUCCCAUGAUGUCAAGCAAAGAGGCACUGAGUUUGAAGGUAGGCCUUGAAAUACAACCACAGGUACACCUCCAAUUGACUCAAAUUAUGUAAAUUAGCCUAUCAGAAGCUUCUAAAGCCAUGACAUAAUUUUCUGGAAUUUUCCAAGCUGUUUAAAGACACAGUCAACGUAGUGUAUGUAAACUUCUGACCCACUGGAAUUGUGAUACAGUGAAUUAUAAGUGAAAUAAUCUGUCUGUAAACAAUUGUUGGAAAAAUUACUUGUGUCGUGCACAAAGUAGAUGUCCUAUCCGACUUUCCAAAACUAUAGUUUGUUAACAAGAUAUUUGUGGAGUGGUUGAGAAACAAGUUUUAAUGACUCCAACCUAAGUGUAUGUAAACUUCCGACUUCAACUGUAUGUAUGUGUGUGUGUAUGUAUGUGUGUGUGUGUGUGUGUGUUUGUUUGAAUCAUGCUACAUCUGAGAUUAAUAGUUAAUGUGAGAGGUGAUCUGAGUUCAGUGAUACAGUGGGGAAAAAAAGUAUUUAGUCAGCCACCAAUUGUGCAAGUUCUCCCACUUAAAAAGAUGAGAGAGGCCUGUAAUUUUCAUCAUAGGUACACGUCAACUAUGACAGACAAAUUGAGGAAAAAAAAUCCAGAAAAUCACAUUGUAGGAUUUUUUAUGAAUUUAUUUGCAAAUUAUGGUGGAAAAUAAGUAUUUGGUCACCUACAAACAAGCAAGAUUUCUGGCUCUCACAGACCUGUAACUUCUUCUUUAAGAGGCUCCUCUGUCCUCCACUCGUUACCUGUAUUAAUGGCACCUGUUUGAACUUGUUAUCAGUAUAAAAGACACCUGUCCACAACCUCAAACAGUCACACUCCAAACUCCACUAUGGCCAAGACCAAAGAGCUGUCAAAGGACACCAGAAACAAAAUUGUAGACCUGCACCAGGCUGGGAAGACUGAAUCUGUAAUAGGUAAGCAGCUUGGUUUGAAAAAAUCAACUGUGGGAGCAAUUAUUAGGAAAUGGAAGACAUACAAGAUCACUGAUAAUCUCCCUCGAUCUGGGGCUCCACGCAAGAUCUCACCCCGUGGGGUCAAAAUGAUCACAAGAACGGUGAGCAAAAAUCCCAGAACCACAUGGGGGGACCUGGUGAAUGACCUGCAGAGAGCUGGGACCAAAGUAACAAAGCCUACCAUCAGUAACACACUACGCCGCCAGGCCUCAAAUCCUGCAGUGCCAGACGUGUCCCCCUGCUUAAGCCAGUACAUGUCCAGGCCCGUCUGAAGUUUGCUAGAGUGCAUUUGGAUGAUCCAGAAGAGGAUUGCGAGAAUGUCAUAUGGUCAGAUGAAACCAAAAUGUUACUUUUUGGUAAAAACUCAACUCGUCGUGUUUAAAGGACAAAGAAUGCUGAGUUGCAUCCAAAGAACACCAUACCUACUGUGAAGCAUGGGGGUGGAAACAUCAUGCUUUGGGGCUGUUUUUCUGCAAAGGGACCAGGACGACUGAUCCGUGUAAAGGAAAUAAUUAAUGGGGCCAUGUAUCGUGAGAUUUUGAGUGAAAACCUCCUUCCAUCAGCAAGGGCAUUGAAGAUGAAACGUGGCUGGGUCUUUCAGCAUGACAAUGAUCCCAAACACACCGCCCGGGCAACGAAGCAUUGGCUUCGUAAGAAGCAUUUCAAGGUCCUGGAGUGGCCUAGCCAGUCUCCAGAUCUCAAUCCCAUAGAAAAUCUUUGGAGGGAGUUGAAAGUCCGUGUUGCCCAGCGACAGCCCCAAAACAUCACUACUCUAGAGGAGAUCUGCAUGGAGGAAUGGGCCAAAAUACCAGCAACAGUGUGUGAAAACCUUGUGAAGACUUACAGAAAACAUUUGACCUGUGUCAUUGCCAACAAAGGGUAUAUAACAAAGUAUUGAGAAACUUUUGUUAUUGACCAAAUACUUAUUUUCCACCAUAAUUUGCAAAUAAAUUCAUUAAAUAUCCUACAAUGUGAUUUUCUGGAUUUUUUUCCUCAAUUUGUCUGUCAUCGUUGACGUGUACCUAUGAUGAAAAUUACAGGCCUCUCUCAUCUUUUUAAGUGGGAGAACUUGCACAAUUGGUGGCUGACUAAAUACUUUUUUCCCCCACUGUAUGUGUGUGGAAGAUUAAGUACUCUGGUACUUUUAACAGUAUUCACUAGACCUGGCAGUGGGUGAGGCACAAUACAUGAGAGAGAGAGCAGACAGAGACCAAAGCAGGUGCUGGUUGUAGGUCUGAGCCAGAGAUUAGAACUGAGGACAGAAAGAGCUGCCAGGGAAUGCUAACACAUCAUCACAGUACAGUGAGGGAAAAAAGUAUUUGAUCCCCUGCUGAUUUUGUACGUUUGCCCACUGACAAAGACAUGAUCAGUCUAUAAUUAAUAAUGGUAGGUUUAUUUGAACAGUGAGAGACAGAAUAACAACAAAAAAGUCAAGAAAAAUGCAUGUCAAAAAUGUUAUAAAUUGAUUUGCAUUUUAAUGAGGGAAAUAAGUAUUUGACCCCUCUGCAAAACAUUACUUAGUACUUGGUGGCAAAACCAUUGUUGGCAAUCACAGAGGUCAGACGUUUCUUGUAGUUGGCCACCAGGUUUGCACACAUCUCAGGAGGGAUUUUGUUCCACUCCACUUUGCAGAUCUUCUCCAAGUCAUUAAGGUUUCGAGGCUGACGUUUGGCAACUCAAACCUUCAGCUCCCUCCACAGAUUUUCUAUGGGAUUAAGGCCUGGAGACUGGCUAGGCCACUCCAGGACCUUAAUGUGCUUCUUCUUGAGCCACUCCUUUGUUGCCUUGGCCGUGUGUUUUGGGUCAUUGUCAUGCUGGAAUACCCAUCCACGACCCAUUUCAAUGCCCUGGCUGAGGGAAGGAGGUUCUCACCCAAGAUUUGACGGUACAUGGCCCCGUCCAUCAACCCUUUGAUGCGGUGAAGUUGUCCUGUCCCCUUAGCAGAAAAACACCCCCAAAGCAUAAUGUUUCCACCUCCAUGUUUGACGGUGGGGAUGGUGUUCUUGGGGUCAUAGGCAGCAUUCCUCCUCCUCCAAACACGGCGAGUUGAGUUGAUGCCAAAGAGCUCGAUUUUGGUCUCAUCUGACCACAACACUUUCACCCAGUUCUCCUCUGAAUCAUUCAGAUGUUCAUUGGCAAACUUCAGACGGGCAUGUAUAUGUGCUUUCUUGAGCAGGGGGACCUUGUGGGCACUGCAGGAUUUCAGUCCUUCACGGCGUCGUGUGUUACCAAUUGUUUUCUUGGUGACUAUGGUCCCAGCUGCCUUGAGAUCAUUGACAAGAUCCUCCCGUGUAGUUCUGGGCUGAUUCCUCACCGUUCUCAUGAUCAUUGCAACUCCACGAGGUGAGAUCUUGCAUGGAGCCCCAGGCCGAGGGAGAUUGACAGUUCUUUUGUGUUUCUUCCAUUUGCGAAUAAUCGCACCAACUGUUGUCACCUUCUCACCAAGUUGCUUGGCAAUGGUCUUGUAGCCCAUUCCAGCCUUGUGUAGGUCUACAAUCUUGUCCCUGACAUCCUUGGAGAGCUCUUUGGUCUUGGCCAUGGUGGAGAGUUUGGAAUCUGAUUGAUUGAUUGCUUCUGUGGACAGGUGUCUUUUAUACAGGUAACAAGCUGAGAUUAGGAGCACUCCCUUUAAGAGUGUGCUCCUAAUCUCAGCUCAUUACCUGUAUAAAAUACACCUGGGAGCCAGAAAUCUUUCUGAUUGAGAGGGGUUCAAAUACUUAUUUCCCUCAUUAAAAUGCAAAUCAAUUUAUAACAUUUUUGACAUGCGUUUUUCUGGAUUGUUUUGUUGUUAUUCUGUCUCUCACUGUUCAAAUAAACCUACCAUUAAAAUUAUAGACUGAUCCUUUCUUUGUCAGUGGGCAAACGUACAAAAUCAGCAGGGGAUCAAAUACUUUUUUCCCUCACUGUACACUACUCAUAACACACUCCUCACUCUGCAGUUCUCAAUCUCAUCAUCCGUCUCUCCAUCUCUCUGUAGCCAUGGGUGACAACUCUUCUGUGUUCAGCUCUCUCCCUGCUUCGGAAGUGGAUGCCUUAGGCAAGAAGCGCUUCGUAGGUAAGGGCACAUGCAUCAUAACAGUUCUCAAGAAACCCACAUGAUUAAAUUCACAGUGGACAGGGCCCGGGGAAUCCCGGGUCGGGCGCUGGUAAAAAAGGGGGGAAAUUGAUCUUGCAACUAGAGGGCUGCUGGGUUCAUAAUGCUAACAACAAUACCCUAUUGUUGGGCCCUUGAGCGAGGCCCUUAACCCCACAACAUGGUCUCCAUCCAGAAGCGCUGCAAUGCAGCUUGACCCUGUGCACCUCGCAACUGUGUGUCUGUAUGAUGUGUGCAGGUGGGAGCUGUGACAAUGGACAAUUAAAGUUGUAUUGUAUCACUGUGGAUAUUAGCCUGGAGAACAAUAGCCUUUCGUGCUUCCUCUUACCGCCAGUUGUUUUGGAUUGUCUUGCCUGUAUUCACUUUCCAGAUUUUUGGAUGAGCUCCAGUUGACUUAGAGCUCUUGUCUACAGAGUACAGAGGGGUAUACUACAAAGCAGGACCAAUGAGUUAGCUAGCCAAAUUUGAUAAACAGCACAUUUUCUGGUUCAUUAAGAAAGCUAAACUUCGAUAUGUGUUUUUGGUUGUUGAGGUAAUUAGACUAUGCUCAUUUCAAGCUUAUCUUUCAAAAAAAAAAUAGUUAUUUCUUAAUACAGUAUUUAGGCAAGUUAGCUGGCUUACCAACCUGGUGUCAGAGCAUUUCGUAUCAUUCUGUAAGUAAAUCCGAGGCUCUCCAUUUAGUAUGAUAUGUUGCAAAUUACAAUUUGUAGAUGUUACGAAUUUGCAAAACGUACAAUAUGUUGCGAUUUGCUAAAAAAUUUAAUUUGUUGUGUCUAACGUUAGCUAGGCUAGGGGUUAGCGUUAAGGUUAGGAGUUAGGUUAAAGGGUUAAGGUUAGCGUUGGGUAAGGGUUAGCUAAAAGGGUUAGGGUAAAGUUUAGGGGAAGGUUUAGCUAACAUCCUAAGUAGUUGCAAUGUAGCUAAAAAGUAGUAAGUAGUUGCAAAUUAGUUUAAAUGCUAAAGUUAGGGGCUUGCCAUGGAAGGAUAACGGGUUCGAUUCCCUGGACCACCCGUACUUAAAAGGUAUGCAUGCAUAGUUAUCGCUUUGGAUAAAAGCAUCUGCUAAAUGGCAUAUAUUAUUCUUAUCCCACAGACUCCUGUCUCUUUUAAGUUAUUAUUGUUUGAGCGCCAAUUCUUUAAUUUCUCCUGCAGCCCCUCAUGUGAUCUAUAAGACUGACAAGAAGCCAGACGAACCGUGUUCCAUAACAAAGUCCCUCAGCUUCUUCCCUGAGGAUGAGGGGGUGGAGCAGAACGUCACCGCACCCCCUCGCUUGCCCCCCUCCAACCUCACCGUGGUUACCGUGGAGGGAUGCCCCUCCUUCGUCAUCCUGGACUGGGAGAAGACCGACAACUACACCACAGGUUAAGGGGGAAGUGUGCGUGUGCGUGUGUGUGCAGCAGCACAUACCCAAAGAGGUUCAUAAAACACUCCUGGUUAUGGAAGGUUGAAGUCCUAACUAAUAAGACUGGUUACAAUGGGUCUUUUAAUAACAUUAUGAAACUCCAUCUGUGCUCAAUCAGGAUAUUUCUCUCUACAAUGAAAACAAGUUGUGGAGGUGGAGAGUUGAGACUACAUAUUUUCAGAGUGCUUUCUUUGGGGCCAGUCCUUGUCAACCCCACCCAAAUCCUCUGAAUCCUGUGUCAAAUGUUUAUAUUUGCCUCGUUAAGAUGCUGCUCUGCACAUUUAAAAUUGACGUUUUUAUGUUAAUAUCCCAUCUGUAUGAUAUGAAGUUGUAAAGAUGUAAUUAAACAUGUUGUGUGGAUUUCCUGCUUCCCUUUGACAGAGUAUGAGGUCAUUUCAAGGACCCAUGGACCCAAUGGAGAAGAGGUGUCCAUCCUGACCACCAACCAGACUCACACUGCAGUGGAGAACCUAAAACCAGAGAGCAGGUGUGUGUCUGUGUUUGUUUUAUGUGGUGUGUGGAGGCUUGCUAGAGCACGGUUGGGUUGGAAAGGCUCAAUGUGUUUAUUUAAUGAUGCUGGAUCCUGGUCUUGGUCUUUGUUUUGGCUGGGAUCUACAGAUUCAGAGUAUAAACCAGAUUUACCAGAACCUACCACUGGGCUGGAUCUGCUCGCCCACAGACCACCAUCUAAACAUCACACAUGGAACAGCCAUUAGAACGGUGUGUGUAUGUGUGUGUGUGUGUGUGUUUGUGUGUGUUUGAGGUAUUGAGUGUUAGUGUGUGUGUCUGUGAAAGAGAGAAAUGGAGAGAGAGGCAGAAAGAAAGAGAGAGAGGGAGGGAAAUGGAGAGAGAGAUUGGGUCACGAGCAAGCACUGGCCUCGAUGCACUCAAGGCUGUCUGGAGAGUAAAAAUAUCAAGUGUCACAGUGUUGGAGACGGGUGGAAUAUAAACUCAAGCUCCACAAAAAUUACGAUUAUGGUGAACAAUUGUGACUAAGAUUUCCUUUGCUGGGAAAGCUAUCAGCAUGGCAUUCGGGAUUUAAAGUAUAUAAAAAAUAAGAUUUCGGAUUUACUGAGCUAGGGACAUCAGUGCCUUGACACUGUGUUGACUUUUUAUCACCUCCCUUCAUUUUCAGUUACGAGUUCAAAGUGAAACCCAAGAAUGAGCUGGGGGAAGGGCCUGCCAGCGAGCCAGUGUCGUUCAACACAGAGUCAGGUAGGUGUAGGAAAUGGAUGCCCAGCCAAUGUAUCUGAUUACACUUACGGAAUGGAGCCGGAAUGGAGGCUAGCUCCAGAUAGAGGUUCCCCUUGGGCAUGGAUGGAUCUAGGAUCAUCUUUCCCAUGUCCUUACAUUAGGCCCCGAUUCCAUCAAAUCGAGCGUUGACCCGCAUUGGCCGACAACUGCAUAGCGGAUGUUUUGGCAGUGUUGGAGGUGUAACUGCGGUAUGAGCUGACAAAUCAGUGAGUGGCUGCUCUUGUAUGUCACAAACCUCUCCCUUUCUUAUUAUCCCUACCGCAUUAGAAGUUCAAAACGGCAAUAGGAAAUGUAGGCUUAUCGAUGACAGAUAUAAUGACAGGCUAAUGCAUGUUUUCAUGUUCAUUUGGAUGGGGGAAUUUGUAACCUAUCACCGUCUAAUCGAGGUGUAGACAAUAGAACAUCACACAUUGGAGUGUUUGAACUUGUAAAGUGGCUGCAUGAACUUCUAACGCGGAUUUGUCGGAUAUGAUGUUGGGUGUGUUUUUUUAUGCAUCCAAUGGCAGUGUCCACAAUAAGGUAACGCAAGGAGCCGCUUGUGGAUUUGACAGCUCUAACGCAGUUCCACCUCCGACACCGGCUAUGUGGAUGUCGGCUAGCACAGAUCUGAUAGAAUCUAGCCCUUAACCAUUGAUGGAAAGAAUGCAAAACUGACCUUAGAUCAGUGUCUAGACCUAGGACCACAAUUCCCACCGUUAGCUGGGCUGGUAAAUUAGCAACCACACUUUGUUUCAAUUUUAAUACUUUGCAUUAGCCUGGCUUAGGCUCUAAGUGAUGUGUCUAACAGGAUCCCUGAUAGCACGUUAGCUUUCCAGACAUGUGUUGCUAAUUAGUCACUUGUUAAUAGGACAUCUUAGCUAAUAGAUGUGUAUAGUUAGCUGCUUGCUCUUAGCUUAGCAUGUCAGAGGUGUGUAAUUAAACCACAGUUACUGUAAUGACUCCAACAUGGCUCCCCGUUUUACAGUUUAGUAGACGCUCUUAUCCAGAGUGACUUACAGUAGUGAGUGCAUACAUUUUUCAUACUUGUCCCCUGUGGGAAUCAAACCCACAACUCUGGCGUUGCAAGAGCCAUGCUCUACCAACUGAGCCACACGAGACCCGGGGUGAAUAAUUACCUCGGUGACCACUGGGGUGUGACUGAUUGAGACCUAUCCUGGUCAGUCCUGUCUUUCGGCCAGGCUUUUCAUCACUCCCCCACUCCAGUGGUGGUCGGCACCUUUUUAGAUGGAGGAUUUCUUUUUUUUUUAUGAGCAUGGCCUUAUUUCUAUUACAGCAUACUUGUCAUUCAUAUUCCACUCACCCAGCUCAAUGUAACAUUGUUAGGUUGAGGUUACUACAUGAUACUCAAAAUGUCCCUGUACCCAUCAUGAGGUUGCUACAACCUAGCCUAUGAAUGAAAGUUUACAACGUAGGUGCACAGGUCAAGAGAAUUUAAAGUAAUCAAGGUGACAGACAGUGACACAAUCAAUACCAACUUGCACACUCUUACCUGCAUCUAGCUGAUCUAAACCCGCUACAAUCAUGCAGUACAGUGUACAGUCAGAAAGCAGUUUAGCAGUUACAUCGGCGGGCCCCGGUGGCAAUAACUUAAUAAAACCAAAAGCUUACCUUGACUUGGAAGAGUUCCAGUGUUGGAUAGCCAUAGCCAGCUGGGUAACAUAGCAUCCUUCUCUGUUUGAGCCGGGUUUGUGAGUAGGCUAAACUAGCUAGCUGCUUUUGCUAGCUAAGUGAAAGUGAAAGUUAAAAAAAAUACAACCAAAUCUCUCUCUCUCUCUCUCUCUCUCUCUCUUACUUCUCCUUAAUUUUGGAAGAAAUUAAUUUGUUUAAAACUGUUCAACUAUUGUCUUUCUCUCUCUUUAAGUCAACUACUCACCACAUUUUAUGCACUGCAGUGCUAGCUAGCUGUAGCUUAUGCUUUCAGUACAAGAUUCAUUCUCUGAUCCUUUGAUUGGGUGGACAACAUGUCAGUUCAUGCUGCAAGAGCUCUGAUAGGUUGGAGGACGUCCUCCGAAAAUUGUCAUUAUUACUGUGUAAGUCUAUGGAGGGGAUGAGAACCAUGAGCCUCCUAGGUUUUGUAUUGAAGUCAAUGUACCCAGAGUAGGAGUGCUGCUGAGGCUACUGUAGACCUUCAUUGCAAAAAAGUGUGUUUUAAUCAAUUAUUUGGUGACGUGAAUAUAUUUAGUAUAGUUUGAUCUAAAAAUGACAACUUUUUUAAUGUUUCACUAUUUUUAUUUUAAUGAGUCCUCCCUUUCCUCCUCUGAGGAGCCUCCAAAGCCCUACUCCCGUACACAACACACACUAGCCUCCAGGAAGAGAUGGAGAACUAACGCCAGGGUGCAACUUUGCGAAGGGAGUGUUUGGGGACCUGAUCAUAUUGGUCAUAGUUAGGCUUAGAGUUAAGCCCUCAUGGUCAGGGAAAACUAUUGGCCCUAGUCAUAGUCACAUAAUAGUUACAGAUGGACUGGAUUUUCGGAGUCAUAUCAUAUCUGUUAUGCACAUUAAAAUACUCAAGUAACUCAAUGAGCUAAUUUAAUCCAAAGCACUCCACUGAUGGGACUGGGCUGGGCUGAUGUCCAACCCUGUGGUGAUAGCGCUAAUAGAGAAGAGUGAUUGGUCCAAUGGCUCUUUGCCCUGUAGUGAAAUCAGACUGUUUCGCCCUGGGAGACACAACUAUGUAACUGUCCACAUCCAAGGCAGCAUGCCACUGCCUUUUUAUGUGCUAACUAGAACAAUGUGAAGUGCUUUUGUUGUAAUCUGAACCAUGGUUUUAAGAUGAUCUGUUAUUGCCCAUGGGUGAGUAUUGUUUUAUUACUGUAUUAAUGUGGUAAUAAUGGACUGAUGUGUGACUAACAAUGCUUCUUCUCUUUUACUCUCUCUCCUCUGUAGCGGACCCUCGGGUGAGUGAGAAUGUCUCAGGUGAGUGGACUUUCAGUAUGUCGUGUUCACACAUCUUUCCUCCAUAGUUUGUGUCCCGUUCUCUGUGCCUAUCAUAUCAAUCCUUAGAUCUUGUUUUCUCUCCUCCCUCCAGGUAAAGAUGCUAUCUGGACACAGUUCCCCUUCAAGGCAGAUUACUACUCAGAGUGUAACGGGAAGCAGUAUGUGAAGAGGACCUGGUACCGCAAGUUUGUGGGCAUCCAGUUGUGCAACUCCCUUAGAUACAAGAUCUACAUGAGCGACUCGCUCACCGGUCAGUAUAGUAAGAGUGUUUGUCUAUGUCUAUUUUUUACUGUCUCUACUAUACCUUGUAUCUGUGCAUGUACAUAUAUAAAGAGUUGAAAGGUUACAUUAGAAUUUUGAACAACGUUUAACUAACUAGAACCAUAACCUUUGACCUCUGACCCUGUGCAGGCAAGUUCUACAACAUCGGGGACCAGACUGGUCAUGGGGAGGACCACUGCCAGUUUGUAGAUUCUUUCCUGGAUGGACAAACAGGCAGCCAGCUACUGGCCGAGCAACUACCCAGCCGAUCAGGUAGAGUACUGGGCCAAAUACUGGAACCCGUUAGAGACAUCAAAGGGAGAGAACCGUAGACACAUGUACAGGUGUCCAUGACCACGGUUCUUGGUCACUUUCCAAUGACUACUGAAGUUGGCUGUUUCAGGGUUAACUAUGAGAAACACUGAUCUCUAGACUAUGUUAAAAGACCAUUCACAUUCCAAACCAUUUGUAAAAGAAGGGUUCUCAUAUUCCCUCUGCUCUAUUGUCUCAGGUUUCUAUCGGGCUGUGCGUCAGGAACCGGUCAACUUCGGCGAGAUCGGAGGGAACUCGCACGCCACCUACGUUGGCUGGUACGAGUGCGGAACACCCAUACCUGGGAAAUGGUAA